This is a messenger RNA of Spirometra erinaceieuropaei, 79516 nucleotides long. NCBI's taxonomy places the organism in Eukaryota, Metazoa, Platyhelminthes, Cestoda, Diphyllobothriidea, Diphyllobothriidae. The record is from the annotation of a GenBank genome assembly.
AUGCAAGAGGAAAUGAUGAUAAACGCCCUUAGAAUAUAUGGUACGUGUAAUACAAUCCAUCUUUAAACCCUAAAAUUUGCAUUUACGAACUGCCUUUACUACAAUUUUGGGGAAGAAUUUGCCAUUUUAAUAUAACGUCAAAACGUUUUCCGAUGGAUCAUGUCAACUUGACGGUAAAAAAAUAACAUCACGUAACCCAGCUGAACGGAAAAGGGCAAAAAAUGUUGCCUAAUUAUUUAAUAAAUUAAAGUGGAAAUGCUUAAUUGGUCAUGGAAUCUUUAAUAAUGCACCAGAAUCAGCCAAAUUUAUUCGAAAAUCUAUCUUGUAUUCAAGAGCAAAUAAUACUUACUGGAGUCGCCGAUGAUUGAUGGCUGCAAUCUUCGGCUGCGGAGAUCCGUUUAGCUUCUAUUAUCGAGAGUCAAUUUUAAUUAAGGAAUUAACACAUAAAAUAUAUUUUGUUUUAUAAUAAAUAAUAAUUCCUACUUCGUCAAAACGCCUUCAUUCAACUUUUUUGGGGAAGGGGGGAGGGGAGAGGGGAGGGGGUACCGUAGUUCGUUUAGUAAUAAAUCGGAUGGGAAAGGCCAAAAAGAGCUUUCUUAAGGUCGUAAAUGGGAAGGUCGUUAAGGAAAGGCGUCCCGCAUCCAUAGCGCCGUAUCGCGACUUUUCGCAAUUGUUCCCAUAGCGACUACAUGGACAAAAUCCGCUAUAAAUCCGUCAUUGUAUCGCGACUUUUCCACAGCGAGGUGACGUCACCUCGCUAUGGAAUUGCUACUAGGGUAUUAUUACUCUAAGUCAUAAAUACAAAAGGCCUCUUUGCAUCAAGUCUGGACCGUUGAAGCGGGUACUUGAAUUUUUUAAGUUUUACUUGCAAAUGAUAUAUUAUUGCAAUUAGCGUUAGUCUUGGUUUCGCAGGAAUCAUAUCUGCUUGACAUCUCGCAGACUACAGACCAAUAUUAACAAACUUACAUCACAUCAGUAAAUUUCUUUAUUCACUUUAUUGCUGUCAGUACUGUCAGUAAUGGGAUUGUAAAAUAAUAAAUGAACAUUUCGGAGAUUGCUGUGUCUACGUUUGAAAGGGUUACGUGCACGUUCAUAGCCCCUAAACGCUAGUCAUUAUGUCCUUGACGUUUGCGAGUGCCUGGCCGCAAUAACGACUUUGGCAUAGGUAUCAACCUGGACCCAAUUUACGAGUCUUUCAUUAGUGGUAUGGCGUCUCAAAUUUACAAAACUCUCCGAAACAGUAGUUUAUAAUGCAUUCACGGUAAGACGAGAAAUUGUUUGUCAAAACCGUGCUUAAUAAGCGGAUAGAUCAACUUCCUUCUCUUACUCCUGGCGACCUUAUUCGAGUAUUGGAAUUCCUUGUCAAAUGUGCAUCCCAGAGACGUCCAGUGACCCUUGUGAUUGAAGAUUGUAACUCAUGUUUCUACCUGGGCCUUUUAUGUUCAUCCACAAAUCCAUUCUGCAGAAGGGAGCAUAGCUGAUCAAUGUAAGCAGUACAUAUUUUUAAAAUACCCAACUGUCCAUUAACAUUUCGAAAACUUGCGUAAUUAAAAUGAAUGACACAAGUAGCUGUAAGUGUUGUGAAAUUAAACUGUCCCCCAUAGUGCACUUGAAGCUAAGCGCAUGGCCUCCGUACAAUAUGCUGUGUAGAGUAUAACGUCUACCAGUGUGUUUUUGGCUACGUAAUUGCACAGAUACACUGGCAAAUAAUGUGUAAAAUGCAUCUUUUUAUCAUUUACAUAAAACGUAAUUUUAACAUUUUCUUACUUAGGUAUGCUUAUGAACUUGCUCAGACACACCUUUUAAGAUUGCGCGUACUCGUAGGUUUCGUUUAUAAUUUGAUGUGUCAUAGCAAGAGUGACGAGAUCUAGUAAUUUGUUUUUAAUUUUACCAUUAGAUAUGUGUGAAUGUCGAAAAUUAAUGAAAAUAUCUUUUGCGUUCUCCAGAUUGCGCAUAAGCAAUAAAGCCCAUCCCGGCAUAGUUUAACAGGUAUUGCCGGUUUUGCUUAUAAACUUAAAAGUCACUGUACAAAAGCUUGUGCAAAAUAUAGUCAACGUUGUUAGUCUUCUUUAAAACAACAUUUUCCACCAUGCUUCAUCAAGGCUUCACCAUCAAAAUUGAGUCUCUUUAUAACACAAUAGCAGAAACGUGUAUAAGAAGUACACAUCCUAAGACGUACUGUAGUGUCAAAUAUGUUCGUUUAAUAUGUAUUUGAUAAAGAGGUUAAUUCUGCUGACUUGUCGGCCACAGGAACCGCAGUUCUAAAACAAGUGGACGCGAGAAAAAUUUGAAAAUGCAAAACCUCACGAAGUCUUAUCUCUGACAAUCUGCCGCUAUAUUUAGCAGACAUCCUAACAAGCAUGUUUUCGACAACAGAUUUGGCAUUGCACACAAUGAUCAUUUAGUGAAUUUUUUGCACACUAAUGUGUUUUAGCUGUUUUGUAUCAAAUAUGCCUACAACUGUCGAGGACUUUUAUCAUACAUUUUGUAGCAUGACGCCCUUUAGUAAUAAAGUUUGCCCGUUGUCGUUUUCUGAAGCAAGUAGUUAACGUUCUUAGAUCCGCUGUGUUUUAAGUAAUAAACAAAUUAUGACUGGACCUUAGGUGUUCCACAUCUCGGGGUUGAAUAUGGCUGGCUGACCGCUGCUACCAUGCCAGAAAUGGCCGUUACAGUCUCUCUUGUCUUUGUCGAUAAUAGUACUCUGUCGAAAUUUCUAUCUCGUAAAAUUAACUUAAAAUUCCUUUGCUGGCGCGCUUUACUGAAUCCAAGCGUAGUAAUGUAGUUUUAAAUAAAACCUGCUCCUUGUUUUUUGUCUUCUGUCGGUUAACGAUACUACCCACUUUAUCUUAUUGCUUUAUUUGUAAGUUACUAGAUGCCAAUAUUUACUGAAAACUAUCAUUAGAACAACAUUUGCAACCGAUACUUCAUCCGCAUAUACCUGAGUGGGACAUUUUGUAACCUAUCUAAUCGUAACUUACAGUCCGACAAGCAGUAGCUUAACCAAAAUGAACAGCUAAACUCAGCGUUGGUCUAAGUAAUUAAUGGACCUGUACCAAUCACUUUAAUUUAUAAACAUGAUCCAACUAAUGGCCCUUUCAGAAAAUAACCGAGUUUCUUUAUUCACUAUAAUUGCGAUUGGGGAGAAUAUUGAAACCUGCUCCCUGUAAAUGCGUCUGUCGGACAUGCAACGUCACAUUGUCAUUUUGAUUGCCACUUUUGUUAACGCAUGAUAUUUGUGGAUAGCAGUCCAUUUUAAUGAAAGCACCGCGGAUUACCCCUAAUAAUUUUGGAAAAAUUACGUAGUUCGUGCAACGUCCUUCUUGAACUAAUUUACUUAAUCGAUCAACAAGAACAAAAGGGCUAGCAUAUCUUGUGAUUAUCAUCGUCAAAAGUAAAAUUCAAGCUAUAGACAUUAUUGCUGCAUUUUAGACAUAAGGUUCAGUUGUGUUUUGACUCAGCUUCUAUCAAACAACAAUUGCCUUUUUACGCCCUGCCUUACCUAAGGUAUGUGCAGCUACUUAUCAUAAUAUAGGAUAUUAUAAAAAUAUUACACUUGUUCUGAUUUCAUGAAGAUAUUGCCUACUGAUAAUGCGCCUGAUCAUGCAUGUUUAGUUUUCCGACUCUCAACAGCAUAGGCGAUAACGGACGCACAAAUGAUUGUCAGUAAUCCCAAAAUUUCGGUACAUCAAAAUCAAUAAUACUGCUAAAGCCUUUAGGCUAACAAACAGUCUUGUUUUGUGUAUUCUCUCUUGUGCCCCUUGGCAAAGUUUGAUAUCAACAGUUAAUUUACAAACUAUUUACACGUUAUCAGACUUGGUCUGCAUUUCGCUCCCAAAAAUAGCACCAAGCCUUUAAAAAAGUAAGCAUCAACUUAUGGAAACAUCCCCAAUGCUCUGUUUUAUGACGUACAUUGUUACUUAUUUGCGUCUUUUAGCCGACUACUCCGAUGACAUUAGACACACGAUCCGUGCUGGAUAUAUAAAUUCCGAGAUGAAUCAUGAAAAGAGUCUUCUGAUGCCCUGCGAAGAAUCGGAGAGUGGAUAUAUCUGCAGGCUAGUAUGCGACACCAUCGGAAACCGCUCUGUGAUCGGAAAGAGUGUCUUUUGGACAGCAAAAAACAUGGGCUCCGAUAGUUGGGUCCGAAUUUAUGAAGCGAAAGUCAAGACGUCACCACUGGAAUUAAAAAACAAAUCAGCAGGUAAGCGGAGUUGUGUCAGCCAAAUGACUACUUAUCCGGUGGAAUUUUAAACAAGUCUUUGCUCCCAAAACUCUUCACCAGUCUUAAAAAAAAUAACAGCAAUUAUCGCAUUCUAAGUCUUAGAAAUAUGUAUGCUGUAUUGAGAGGACUGUAAACUCUCAGGCUUCUGAUAACGUGAUUUUUUCACAAGGGUUGCUAAAAUGCUAUAAUAAUCACAUUUACAUCACCGUUACGUAGAACCUAUUGCAAACAGAUGUCAAAAUCUCCCAAAUUGUCAAGUACACAGUGCUUUUCGACAGAACACUAAACUUGAUUAUACUGAAUUUUCAAGACGUCACGGUAACCCGUCCUCAUAUAAGUAAAGUCGACUGCACUUGGGCUUGUACUUGGCUGGAUUGCUCUUACUAAGGAAAAAUGAAAUAAACCUGUUGUCAUUCGCAAAAAGGUCUAAGUCUAUGCAAUAACACAAGGACUUUUCCGAUCAGACAUAAUCGUUCUAAUGACAAAUCGCGUCCACGUGAAAUUACCUUUCUUAUUGCCUCAUUGGUAACAAUCGGGAGAUGACACCAAAAAAAUCCGUUGCCUAGAAAUAGUACCUUUAACAGUGAACUCAAACGCCUUCAGGCUAUAUCAGUAGUUGCAGGCCUACUUUCACGCACUACUUGGACUUUCCCCGACGGCCUAACAUGGGCUGGCCGAACAAACAUGGCGGUAGGUUACAUGGACGAUGGCCGCUGUUACCCAACCUUCUCCAUCGUUACACACGUACACCUAAAUAUACGACAUACAUUCGCAUUAUGGCAGUUUAUUACAAAACAAAAUCACUUUUGAACAAAAUAAGUCUGCACAACAUGGGACAGGAACAGUUCCCGGACAUCUGUCAAAGCCAUGGCAUUGAGGCCAAACCAAAGACGAUACUGUACUUCGUCUAUGUGAGCCCACACAGCUCGACCACAUACAGGGUCUCCCUCGUGGAGUUUCCUUUUCAGUCUACUCCAGUAUGCCUCAAUGGCAUUGGUGUGCCGUCCGGUGAUAGGGUCUUUGAAGUUCUUUGAGUGGUUAACAGAGAAAUGUCUAUAACCUUCUGAGGGAAGACGAUUAUACGCCUUCCACUCGUCCGUUACCACUAUGCUGUCUUUGGCGACGCAUUUUGUAAUAACGGAACGGAGAGCGGGCCAACUUCGAUCAUUCAUCUGCUCAAAUAAGGCUUUCCAUCGGCUAAUAUCGUACAUCCUGACCAGCCACCACCCAUAAAACCCCUAUUAUCACCUGUCCCAUAAGACAGACUGCUUUGGUUAGGCGGAUUUUUUUGGGUGCCAUCUCCCGAUUGUUACCGCCUCAUUUAACCUUCAACAACUAGUACGAGAAAAGUGGUCUAAGACAGAGAGCGGUUUAUGGUAGCUUUCAGUCAAGAACUGGCAUUUCCAUCACCUGGCCUGUAGUUAAUCAUUUAUUCCACGUUUUAUACUAAAUGUCGGCCAAGAUAGUGGACCUAUCGCAUCUAGACUUUAUUCAAUUUUUUACGGGUUUCCAGUUUCCCUGACUUUGCAUGUAUUUUUUCUUAGCAAGUUCGUUUCACGUCUAUCAUCCAUACUGCCAUAGAGGGGCUUAAUAAGGCCGGAAGUUAAAAGGGGAUUUUUGAAAAUUGAUUGUGUUUUUACCUUAUGACGUAGACUAAAAAAGUUAUACACAUUCUCCGGCACCGAAAACACUGACGUCUUCCCAUAGCAGUUGCCAUUCUGCUAUCGAAAGUCCACAAACACUUCCUGUUGUCUGUUUAUGCACUAUUUUGUUGUUUUUGCAUUUCCUUAAGCAUAAUCAUGGGGAAAGUACUUGAGGACUUUGAACUUUUAAUGCGUUCUUCAGUCAACCAUUUCUUACUUUACGUACAUAGUGCGCGUAUUGCUGUUUUCAGGAAAAAUCCGAGGCUUAUUUACCAGAUUUAAAGUUGGAGGUGUUAGUCAUUCAUAUUAAUGGUUGCCCAAUGGCAGAGCUAAAUAGCCCUGAAAUAUUACAGUCGAGAUGGCGUCCCUACCACGUGAGUUAUCUAUCAGUGUCAAUUGUCAAUGCCCAACGAUUCGCCGUUAACUGUCAUACUGGAAGUAAAGCCUGUUCUGGACAUAAAUGUCGUUGCUACAUACCUCAUGCUGAGCACUAAUGCAGUGUCUCAUCCUCCCAUCAAGACUAUUGAUACUUUACCGAUUCAGUAUGUAGCGGUUCUUUUCUCUCGCAACCUGUAAUCUUCCCUAAUAAGUGCGCAAAUGCCUGUGUUGCCUACUGUUUUGGGAACAUUGGCUAAUGCCACUGGUGAUUGCAACUAGCAAGCGAAACGUUCCUUUGGAAUUCUAACCUUGAGAACGCGGAAAAUCUGAAAAGUGACGGCGAGUAAAACGCCUUUUUUAUUAGAGGUCGCUCAAGCGUGAACACCUGACAAUAAAAGAGAUUUCCUUGUUAUGCUUGAGAGGCGUUAUUUUGACGCAGAGGGUUGCUUCUAUGAGUAGUCGCCUGUGAUGAGUUCACCAAACAGUAAAAUUAAGAGAGGAAUGACACCUUCGGACUUUGAGAUAUUUCAAUACAAUGCUGCAUCUAAAGAUUUAAAUAAAAUGAAAAAGACAGGAAGGUCGAAAAUCCCUAUUUAAAUCUUUCAGUAACUAUAGAAGAGAUUGUAGACACCGUAAGUAGCUUGCACUUUUUAUUUCCGACCUCUGUGUUGGCAAGAAACUUCGGGCCUGACUCGUAUGCGUUUUCAAUUCGAAAAGUAGGAUUGCCCUGUUCAUUAUCGCGUUACAUAAUGUCAAGAUAUCUCAGUCACGUCAAAAUCUCGUCUUCUGAACGAGCUUCCUCUCGGCUGGCUGCAUAGGUCACAUUCCGUAAUGACUACUUAAGUAUUAUGAAUUUCCCCACUGAUUUUCGAUGUCCUUGUAAAUUUGGACAUACUUUAUGGUAAACUCGAGCAAAAAUAUCCCUCAUUUUAAGCAUUUAAAUAAUUAAUUCGAAGAUAGUAUAUCAUAAUGUUUCAGAAAAUUCCCCCAAUUCCCGAGUAAUGUUGAGCCCGACCUGCCGUUUCAGAUGCGUUCAGGGUUUCUUCUCUAAGCUGCAUGGAUUGCGAGUAAAAAGUCAUAUUUUUCUGCAGGCCAUUAAAAAGAGGUUAUAUAGAGCUCAGAAACUUUUCAACGGAUGCGAACCACGUUGUCCAUCUUAUAAGCAGCAUUGAUAAAUAUCCUAAUGCGAUGCAGUAUGAUCGGACAUUUCGCGGUCUAAAUAAACGAAAUAAUUUAAAAACUCUUUUAGAACUAAAAAUGCACUUUUCUCAAGUAUGCAAUUUAAAUAGGACGUGAUAUCCUGUCAAACCGGAAAAGAAAGAGUGCUUUUAUGCGUGUGUUUUUUAUGAAAUAUGUUUGAAAUUAUAAAAGCAACUCGUGUUUCCAACUCACUAUGGAGAAUGAGGUCAAAUAGGUCCAUUAGAUGGAUGAGAGCAUGGUGAGUGUGGGCAACGAAUACUGCUACUUGGACAAAAAUCUUGAAUAACUACGUACUUCAGUCGGGAUUUCCAGAAAAACACUCAUAUAGCAAUAAGAAUCAAAACCAAUAAUCAUACCCAGCACCAGAUAACGCAGUUUUCAGGCGAUUUGUGGUCUAAAAAUUGCGUUUAUCGCCUUCUGUUAUGGCAUUAAUUUGGUAGUAGUAUACCUAGAAACGAGAAAGCCUGGGAUACACAUCUUUGAUCUAGUUAUUCCCAUCAACCAUUCCGGUCCCAUAUAAGCUGGUAAAUGUGUUCUUUUAACGUCUGUGUUCCGGCAAACAGUAUUUAGAGCCGAAUAUAAAUGGCGAUUGAUGAUUCGACUUAAAGCCACGAUGGAAAAUGCACACCUAACUCUGCCCCUGUUCCGUAUUGAAACCAAGCCGAACGAGUGACACCAGAGCCGCGUGUUAGUAGCCCUGUACGGACAAGUAUCUUGUUUUGAGAGCAAUAGGGAGAAAAAAAAUUGCCCUUUACAACAAGCGCAGGGCAUUAAUUCUACAGCAGGUUCCCACGGCCAAUGCUUCUCGUCAUAAGCUAUCAACCUUUAGCAUGUCUCCCUUUUUUACGAAGGGAAUGUACUUGGGAAGCUUUUAAUUAAACAGAUCUUUAAUGGUGUUUUUCUAUCAAAACGUAAAAAAGCUGACGUCUACCUUCAAAAGACUGUGGAAUCCUUUGACAAAAUAGAAAAAAGUGUUUGAUAUAUUUUGAACCAGCAGAGACAGGGGUGAGGAAACCUGCAGCAUAUAAAAUUUACCACCGUCCACAUGGGUGACAUCAGACACAACUGGAUGAGAGAACUAGCAGGCCGUUAUUGAUAUCUUCUUUUUUCCCAAAGGGGUCAGUGGAGUGGUUUCAUCGCGCUUGAGCUCCAACCUUGAAAGCACUUCCCAGGAAAGCCGUGGUGGAAAUUUACGUCUGUCUGGUCUUUCUAAGUAAAUAUUUAAAUGAACAGGCUGCUCAGUCCCGGGGAAGAUAUCAUCUAAUGCAAAGUCUUGUUGGCUAGCUGUCAAACUGACCGGAAGGAGUUCGAAGAACCCGGCUAUAUUCUAUCUAGCCUGUUAAAUUGGUAGAGUGAAAUCCUUGUAGAGGACUAUGAAAUACGUAGUUCUUUCACUCAGACGGCUGAAACCACUGUCAUCUGAUCGAAAGCAUGCUACAACCACCUCGCAACGAUACACAUCCUAUGAACCUUUACAGCCAAGGAGCGAGGAAAACGAGCAAGUCCUAUAAUAGGUCUGGGAACGUCUGUCUACCACCGUUAAUAUUCUCGAUCCACACCUCCAAGAGGAAGAGCCCGUGGCUCAGUAAUUAGGACGUUGAACCCCUAACCAACAUGUAGCGGGAUCGAUUUCCAGGUGUUGCAUACCUCGGGGAUGGGUAUGGCCAGCUGAAGAUGGCUAAUAAGCCGGAAGUAAUUGUCCUCGUCCGCCUUGUCUUUAUUCGCAAUUUAUUUCUGGAUAUAACACUAGUUGCUGACUGCUGACAGGGCUUUAGGCUGAGCACCAAAAACAUAACGGGACAAGUAAGUUCCAUAAUCAAUCGGUGAGUGCACAACUGCCAAAACGAGUAAUGUCAUCUUGACGGACAAACCGUUCUAAUUUGGCUCAUACACAUCCAAUAGGUUCAUUCUCCAGCAUUGUGAUUAGGGGUCUGUCCAACACACUGACAUCUUUCAUAAUUAUAGAAACUCUGAGGAACCCUUAUAUGACCAUUUUUGAUGUACUAGGUACAAAAGGGGAGAAUUAAUAUCCGAUUCUGUCACAUUUCCGGCCACUAGCCAGUCAUACCAUCUUCCCUGAGACGAAGUAAAUAGUCUGAGUAAAUCAGUUUCUUUAUCAUCUACAAUUUUACCAUCACUUAGCAGCUCUUUCGCGGGCGUAUUCUACUAAUAUAUUUGUGCGUAUAAGUGAGCAGUUAUUCUUUUAACUCACCGGCCCUAGAAGAAAACAUCUGUUUGAAGAGGCCGUUCCAUGUGGAGGGCUGGAGUGGGGAAGAUUGCUCUCAGCGCUACUGGGAGCUCAUUGAUGGGUCGGUACCGUCAGUCUCGCCGACACAAGGAUCCGGCAGUAGCAUGACAGUAUUCUUUGGACGAGUCUACUUCGCGGAGCGGGUGGUGUUCAUCCCAACACCAGGUCAUCGUGAUUUUGGUGAGUUUUGAAAGCAAAUUUGCCUUUCGUAGAGAGGGGUAGUAAUAAUGUUUCUUUUUUCAAAAAACGCUAUACCGGAGAGACUCAAUGGUCCGUUCUUUUUCCUACUGUCCUCAGAAUAAAUCUUAAACCCAGUCAUUGUAAUACGCACAUUUCCAAGCUGAGUUGAUGUUUAAUAUUCAAUUCGGUUAGAUCGCAGUUGGUAGCCAGGAAUGGGGGAACGGGCAGCGACCGUAACCCUAAUCCUAACCUUAACCCUAACCCUAACCCUUUCUUCAACCCUAAACGUUAACCGUCAAACUUAACGGCAACCCUAACCUUAACCGAAAACGUAUACGUAACCGUAGCCCUUAGACAUAGCCAUUACUGAAAAACCUAACCGUAAUACUGAUACCUAGUCGUAUACCGUAACCCGAAAACCUAAGCCUAAAGGCAUAACCCUAACCCGAAAAUCGGAAACCAUUAACCGGUACCCUAAUCCUACCUCAGACGUAAAACGGAAGCCAAAUGGUCAAAUGUGAUUAUGGAACCACACAAAAUAGCCCCAGUAAACAAACCACCCAGCCACCUGUAAUGCGGGGCCUGGCUACCAACUGCGAUCUAGCCUUUCAUUUCAAAUUUCACGCUAUCUCAAUCUCAUGGUCGCGGGGUGUAUGAAGGCAUCUCAUAAGUACCACAGAGUUCAGAGAGUUACGGGGUUUUGAAAGGUGGCUCAGCUGAAAUAACCUCACUCGACUGAAAAUCUAGUAUACUGAGACAACUAAUCAUGCUCAUAAACAGACCCCCAGCGCCACAAAUUGCUAUUUCCCUGUAUAAACUGAAGGGCGACGACAGAAUUUCCGGGAGUUUUUAACUUCUAUCGUUGUUAGCACGCAGUUAUAUCUGCUCGAUCAACUGUGUGACACCCGGAGGCGGCUUCUUACCUCAGCUAUGACGUUGUACUAAAUAAUGAGCUUCUAAGUCGGGUUAUUGUCCACCUUUGAAAUAUGUCCGAAGCUAACAACAUGAAGUUCGGGAUAAAACUAUGGAUGUGUGUUAAGCAAGAUUUGAUGAGUACGGUAUCCGCAGUCCAUCGAAGUUUGAAGUAAGAUAAAAGAACACUUAGGGGCUUCUCCACGUGAUCACUAUGCUUCCUAAAGACAGUAAGUUUUGAAAACGCUCCUAUCCGACUAACUUUCAAUUCUGCAUUACGAAGUAAACUAUGAUUUUCUUUCAGCAUUUGAAAGACAACAUCAGGAUUUAAGGGGAGAAUUCGCAUUCUCAAAAUAGCCACGUCUUUGGUGAUUUUAAAACAACGAUCAUGGUAGGUGGCCUAGCCGAAAAGGACGUGACCUUAGCUGGCAGGGCAAUAUUUUGGGACAGGACAAUAACUAGGAGCGAGAACAGAUGGAGGGGGGGACACCCGCAAAUCAAUCGGAACAUUCAGCGGCCUUGAGAACACACCUUGCAGGCGGAAAACCUCACAGCACGCUAGGCCCCCCCCCCGCCCCCCCCCCCUACCCACCUGGGACACCAAAUCUGGCGACCACGGCGGCGAACAUCCCCGGUCUCACGGCUAAACAUCGCCAGGAGACCGCAUUGCUUCACGGGGUGGGAGCUUACAGAGGCAUGUAAAAGCGGCCCACUCCCCACUGUGCCGCUGGUUACGCGGUGAACCGACUAGUUUCCGACGUUGAACAGCCGUAGAUUUUGUUCAAAAAUUCAUAUUAAAAUGCAGCCAUACUGGUGUCCGGCUCAUCCUGUCUGAACUCUACUUCCACCACAAGCCAAUAAUGGCUUGUCAAAAAUAUUGGGAAAAGCCUAGAACGUUGUCAACAUUUUAUGAGAUCGGUCGCUGAUUGCAAUACGUGACCUCUAAAUUAUAACUGGAGAGGAGUCGCUAUCCCCUGGCCAGCUAAGGUGCCGCAUUUUACACACGGCUACAGAAUGUGUGUAGCCUUUAUCACUGAGGCGUGGUAAAAUUGCGUUGCCGCCCAAUUACAUGCUGUUGGCUAAGAAACCGACUAAUGAUAGGUUUGCCUUAAAACAUCUAGACGGAGGGCACCUGAGGAGCAGUUCAUUGUCAUUUUAGGAGACGCACUGUUGAGAGGUUCCAUCCUUGACGGUAGUCAUUCCUUCAACACCAUUCCUUUUUCACUGCAGUUGAAGUUGUGGUGAAGAUAUUUAUUCUACUGUUCUGAUUGGUUCGUAUUGAUCCCAUUUACGAACUCUCCCGUAAUCACCUCGAAUCGCGGUAAAUUAUUUUAGUGAGGUUGUGUUGGAUGACAAACAUCUUGAAGUACGCACUAAUGCCCAAGCCAAACAAUUGGAACUUGGAAAAAUUUCACCGAAACCGUUAAAUAACGAUUCUUGAUUUCCACGCCUUUGAUGAUGGACUUAGAGUUCUACCUGAUAAAUUGGCCUUUCCGGUGGUCAAAUACUCCUUCUCAUACAUAACAAAUGGUAGGCAAUCUAAACGUUGUCACUAAUCACUGGUUUGCUAAUCAUCGAUGGCCAGUGAGGUAGAGGGCUUCUGGUUAAAGAAUACUUUUGACCUUCUAAGAUAGCACUCUGAGUCUUGUUGCAAAUAAUUCUUUCUCUUAUGUUCACUUCGUAGGCUUUUGUGGAGCCAAGGUGCUAUCCGUUGUUUAACAGAAUGCGGCAAGUAAAAUGACUUUGAAUAAUGACAACCGAUGUUUCAAAGGUAAACUACGCAUGUGCUCUAAUAACAUUCGUUAAAUCGAAUUGAAGUAACCCUAAAAAAACAAUCUAAGGGGACACAGUGAUUUGCAGUGUAGUGUAAAAAAAGAUAGUCACUUAGUGCCGUUUGUAACUGGCGUGGACGCUCGCGGUCUCACCUGCAUGCAGAAGGGCAUGCGGUCAUUUCGUUCAUAUUUAGAGUUCUGGAUUAAAUCCGUCGUGGGAGAAACGGGAUGCCCGUGAUCUGGCCUGUUAUCAGACACGAUUGGUAGACGUCCGGGCCACGUGAAUCUGGAUACCUCCGUUCGCAGCUAAGGAGGGCGUAGACCCCUCCCGAAGUGACCGGAUACCAGGCUCUGAGCUCAAAUGAACUGGGGUUUAGAUUUCCCUCUCCACACCACCGGGGGUUGGGCAUGACCGACAGGUCCUUGGGGCCGUUUUUAUUUAGGUUCUUUAAAGCUAGGGGGAAUUGAGCAAUGUUUACCUUCUUGAAUAAAUAUUUCCACAGACUUAUAAGGUCUUCCAUUCAUUUGACCCAGUGCUGAUUAAAUAGGCGAACUUGGCUAUAUUUGAACACAACGACAGCGAGGGCAAGACUUGGCGGCAUACCAAAGCUCUAACCACCUGAGCUACGAGAUCCCACUGGAGCCGUGAGUUUAAUUAUAUUUGGGUUAAGUUUCCCGCCCGGUCUACUGCAACGUAUGGAAUCCGCCAAUUUUGAUGCAGCCAAUUCACUGUACAGGCAAGUUUUCUAGGCAAUCAGUCUAGAAUCCACCGGAUGACUAUCAGGUUCAAUAAAUCAAAUGGUGUUUCGUCAAGUCUGAAUAAUUUAUCUUACCUAGCUGCGGAAAACUCGGCAGCCUCGAUGCAUAGUUUGACCCGUAUGUGAUACUUCUCACGGAUAGCGAUGGGGCUCCGUAGCUCAGGCAGUUAGAGCGUUGGCUGCACUCAAUUCUUGCUCUUGUUGUCAUGGGUACGAGUCCAGCCGACUUUGUUGAGGUCUUCACAGAUGGGUCAAAUGAAUCAAUUACAUAUAACAAAAACCACCACUUUACAUGAACUUUUCUUGAUGUAUUUUGGAUUGCUAUUAUGUAGUCUGCAGUUGAAGCAUUAUGCGCUGCUCCUAAACAAAAGGUAUUAUUAUUCAAUUUUAGAAUUUCGGUUUGGUGAGGACGGUCAGCAUUUGGUGGUCAUUAAUCUGAACAACGACUGUUCGAAGGGCGGUCAGGCUUACACCUGCGCACUUCGAAAGUUGGAAAAUGUUCCCGUUGAUCGCAUCAUCUUCAGUACUGGCAGUCUGAUGAAUAUUCAGGUUUACGGAUCUCCGGGUAAGCAUUCCAGUGUCUAGUCUUUCAUGUGGAAAUUUGAUUUGAAAACUCGCGGGAGGUGCACACAUUUUUAAUCAGUCUUCCUUCCGCUAGAUGACUCGUCUUUAAAGUUAGCUUUUUUCCCUAGUGAUUCUAAAGUGUGUGCGAUGCCAUUCCAUUGGCAUAAAUAGAGUCAAAAAGGUUGACUUUGGCAGCAUGCAGGAACCCUGAAUAUGCCGACAGGCGUCUUCGAGCUAACAGAUGAAAGACAAGUUGCACAGCCCGCUGCUUAUGAUUGACGUCUCUCGAUCAGGCGGAUGCUUUUCAGCUGCACAUAUGCAAACUUUCGUUAAGGCUCUUCCUCUGCAACUUAGGAAAACAUCAAGACGAUAAAUUGCAAAGGUUUUAUAGUCUGGAAACCAUUUGGCAAGGGUCAGUUAUGCUGUCCUGGUCCCAAGUGUAGGUGCAAUGUGGGCAUUGAGGAUAAAAGAAGCCGAAGGCGGAUGAUGAAAUCGUUAGUGGGGAAAGUAGCCGAGGCUGAAACGGAGAGAAUAAAGAAAGACUAGAAUCCUCGUAAUUGACAUGGCUGACCGGACACGCGGGGAAGCAAUAUCCCAACCUAACGGUAAUGUAAUCGAGAAAAUGAUCGGCCAAUAUUUUGGACUUUCACCCUGCACUUCGGCUUUGACAAAGUCGUUUUAUUUUAUGCUGAGAGGCAUCAGCAACAAAGAUCUCUUGUUUAAGUAGUCAUAAUCAUUUACUGAUAUUCUCCAACGUAAUCGGCUGGCGUAUCCGGGGUUUGAAUCAUUGACAAGGGGUGUAGUGAGCAUUCGAGUCCAAUAAUUCUGCCUAAAAUAGCUGGGUAAUCCACUGUUAAAUGAGAUCGUGGACCUGCGGAGAGACCGGCCUUUACCGAUCCAAAUUGACUGAGGAAUGACAACAGCCAUUUCUGUCUUUUGCCUAAGCUUCGGAUCUAAAUCCGUUGUACAGUCUUGAGAAAUCAGUAAUCGAAGGUCGUUGAUGGCAAAGAUCAAGGUCGUCUAAAGAAUCAUUAUUGAUCGUCAUCAGUUAGUGAUGUACCUGAUGGCCGACCCAUCCGAGAAUUGAAUCCAGUUAGAGUUAAUUCCUGAAUUUCAAAGUGUAGCGCUCCAAACCCGAAACUCCAAGACAAAACUGAAAUGUGUAUUCAGCCGUCCGUGUUGUCACUGCUGACGUCUCUGAUGCAUACAUCUAAAUUCUAUCUAACCAGCUGUAGGAACGGCGAAAAAAACAAGGGAAAUGCUUAGUAGUGUUAUUAGGCAACCUACAGCGUCCGUAGUUUUUCCCAAAAAUUGAAAUCACCUAGGUCAGUCGGUGAGUAAAUAUAACCCCACCUCUUUUGCCAGUAAACUCAUUCGGUUUUCUCUUGAAUUUACGUAGCUUUGAUACAUUUUAUGUGUUGGAGGACGUUCGUAAUUCUUAAAAACGGAGAGAGUUAUAAUGUAUAUAGCCUGUUUUAUGAAGUUACUUGAAAUGAACAAGUAUCUCGUAUUGUGUAAUGACCACAAGUUAAGGCAUCUGUACUGCGAGUAGUCGUACCUGAAUUAAUCCAGUCUAGUAAUUCUAUCAGCUUAAGGCGCGUCUAUGGGAACAAAUCACUGAAAUUACUUCCAGUUAAGUAACCUAAGCAAGGACGUUUAGAAGUUCCUGGGAAUAUACUAGACGAACUUUGAGUAAACCCCUCGUGACGGUAAUUUUUUCUGCCAACUCAGGGGAAAAUGACACAGUUUAUAUGGGGGAAGAUAGCUUUGCAACUGAUAAAUACACAUACUGGCUAUGUUUCUUUUAGCAGGUGCCUGGUUUUCAGCCACCAUCAGUCAUGCAGUGCAGUGGAGCGGUUCCUGCAUAGGAUAACUUUGCAGCACUAUAACUAAAAUGGAAGUUGCGAAGGUUACUGGCGUAUUCCGCUGAGGUUGAAACCGCCAACACGAUGUUCUAGAUAACUGUCUAGUUUGAACCUGAAAAUGCGUGUCCCGAAGAUCGUUCUGCGAGUGCUUCUAUUAAAGUUAAGUUCAAUUCUGAACUGUGAAGUUGACAUCGGGGUUACACGAUACCGUACUGGCAUCUGCGCCCUACGAGAAAUCGUACAGAGAGGGCUUAAGGACCCGGUAAUGAAGGAACCCUCUCGUAGUUGCGUUAAUUUGCAGCGAAAUCGAAAGCGUAUGUCUGGGUUUUUACUUGGUAUAUGCGUUGGAAGCAUGAGGGGACGAUUUUGAUUUAUAGCCAACCAAAGCGGUCCCUCCUGAGCAGAAAUUUCAAAACCGGCAAUCUCUUUUCCGCCCGCUCCUGGUAGCAUGGGUCUUCAUGGGUGUCAUCCCAGGACUUAAGCACGCCAAGGAAUCCUCGUUUUUCUGAGUGUUCGAUGAGAACCUACGUUAUAUCAUUGCAGGACUAUGAGAACGCAACAGCAACCGACCAGUUUGAUAGUCUGAAAAUGCAGGAGGGAGAAAAUCUGCCUUACCUGACAUCCUCGUUGUGUGAUGAUCCAGUUUUGAACACCAUGGGGCUUCGAAAGGUGACUAACACAAAACAGAUCUUCAGGUAUCAUAGCGACUACCUCAUGAUGCACAAAUUUGACUGUGCUAGGACGCUUUUUCGGGGAAUAAAACGCGUUUCGGCGGAACAGAGAGAUGAGUACACGAAGUAAAUCAUCCUGAAAGCAGCUUGAAAGGAAUGCCUACCCAGAGUGUCUCAUCAUUUGUUGCUUCCAUACUCGACCAAGAAGGGCAAAAGAAAGAGAGAGAGAGUCACUAACGCUGUGUCGUCCUCUACCGUAUAUAAGUAUGUAUCAGAAGCAACGGAUCGAAUUGCCCCCGAGUUUGGCGUGGGCAUUGCCCAUCUUCCGGCAGUUGUCAUGCGUACAAGAAUCGGGCAAAUGAAGGACCGACUGAAUACUGGGGAGCAAUCGGACGUAAUUUAUUAGAUCCCAUGCCAAGAUUGACCUCGCCAUUUUAGCGGUCAGACAGCCUGACGAAUCAACCUUCAAAUAUCCAAACACUAACGGGCCGUUCGGAUGAUCUGCUAUCUCACGUCACUACCCACAUCAUGGAGAAAGACCAUAACUUUGACUUUACGAGGUCGUGGAUGCUAGGAAAGCGAAAGUUACUGGGGGCCUACGUCCCUGACUCCAACUCUCACGUCACUACCCACACCAUGAAGGAAGACCACAACUUUGACUUUACGAGGUCGUGGAUGCUAGCAAGGCGAGAGUUACUGGGGGCCUACAUCUCUGACUCCAACUCCAUAAACAGACAAGCUGAUAUAUCCUCUGUUACCACGUGUGGCGUUCACAUGGUCAAAUGGCACCGCCAGGCUCCCAUCCAAAGGACGCACACGGUCAUCAAACCGUGAGACGGCCGAGUCAGAUGGCAGGCAUCCAGCCCAGCCCAGAGACACAACCUCCCCCUCCCCCUCAUUAACCCACUGGGAAGCUGUUCAGUCGUUGUUGCUCUCAUAUAAUUUCUAAAGGUGGGCUCCUCUACGAGUCCGAAAGCGCAAGCUAACACAACUUUCGUUCCAACAUUUCUCGUCGUUGCAACUCGCAUACUGGUCUCUACUCAUUAAAUCUUCAGACAAGGAUGGGUCAUUUCGAAAAGCACAAAUAAAUCUAAGAAGCGAAACUACGCGAAAUUGCCGUACCUACACGUACUCACACAUGUCAAAUCUUAUCGCUUUUCUUAUCGUGGUACGCAAAUACGUAUUCACACCUAUCCACGCACGGCAAGUCUAAUGGCUUUUCUUACCGUAGUACGCAAAUAACUCCGUGAUAUUAAAUGAUGACGCCAAAAUUGCCCUUUCCUUCAGUUUUUCCGCGCAAUCUCAGCCAGUUUUGGAGACCACGUCAUACAGGUCCAACUUCAGCUGCAUGUUAGAUUAUUUCCACCUCGAUGCUGACGGCGGUCAUAAAGCAGACAUUCCCUCUUUGGCCCACUGUAAAGGCCAAAGUAAAUAAAGCUGUCAGAAGCUAUGCGUACGAAAGUUUUGGUGAGUGUGCUGGCUGGUGGAACAGGUGACUAGGUGUCUCCCAGCCCUGCGUUUCGCAGGCCAAUCGCGUUUCUGGGUGGCUAUAAAAUGGCAAACGGUGUGUCUGUCAAAAGGAAAGUCGUAUAUAACUUGCCUUCCUCUAGCAUCAGGUGUGUUUCGGCUUUCAAUUCGAUUUUACUCAUUUACCUCGUGUCUGCGGCAAGGCGGUUUCAUCUGCUCUGGCGCUGUCGCGUUGGCUAAUAUGUGCCCCUGUGGGUAUGGGGUUAACUACCGAGGCAACCAAACGACUUCCGGCUCUGUAGACGCCAAAUGUCAAGAAAUACUUUGGUGACGUGAUUUUGUAAAGUGCUACUGUUUGAAGAAUAAUUCUUCUAGCUUGAGCAAGUUUCGGGUGUAGUCGUAAACAACGUCCUCAGAAAUGAUGGUGAAUAUCCAGCGAUUUUGGGAUGCAGUAGCUGCGACUGUGGCCAGGACAACUAAGAGGCUGGAUAACUGAGUGCACAUUAAUCCCGUCAAGGAGACUGUUUCACAGUACGCCGGACAGUUUGUCACAUUAAAUUCCGAGAAAACUGUAUUUGAUGGCAGAUUUCUAUUCGUGGUUGUCAUGACGUAUCAUCACUUUCUUAUUAAUGUGCUUUGCCUGAAUCGGCUGCAUUUUCGUAGGCUAAAUCUCUUGUCUGUGUUUUUUCGUGUUGUAGCUUUUUGAUUUCCCUAGAAAUUAACUGCGAACUUGGAGUAGAUCAGUAUAUUCAAGGUCGAUGGGCACAGACCUUCGUAUUUAUCCAUGAAUAUUUGGGCCGAAGUCUACCAGUCACAGCGGAUAACCACGUAAUAUUCAUUAACUGCCCGCAAGCAAUUAGUAGUACUCUUUAGGGUAAGGUGAUUCCAUAGUAACGGCACAGGUAGUAGCAAAAAGCCCAUACGCGCGUGCUUCGCCGAUAUUCUGCCGCUGCAUGACACAGCUGCGAGGGGUUCGGUUCGUCAGUGGGUCCCCCGGCAUUCCCUGUCUGUUUUUUGUUUAGCCAGACCUAUUUUUUGUGGAAUUAAAGAAGUGCGAGUUUAUCAUUAAGCACCUCGAACAGAUGCGUAUUUUACUCAGAAUUCAGAAACAGGCUUAAGUUUGGCCGAAACCAUAAGGUUAGAGCUUUUAGUAAAACUUUAGUUCAACGAAUGACUUCAAAUGGCUAUUUUUGUGGCUGUUUAACAAAUAAAUAAAAUUUAGUUGGGAAAAUUCCCACGGCGGUAUUCAGAAGACCAGUUGGCGAGCAUACGUUUGCUUUCGAUAAAUUUUCGUCAAGCUAGUACCUAUAUACUGGAACGGGUUAGGAGCAAAAAAUGUGAGUGAUAAGAGAAAUUAAUGAAAGAUCGUCUUAAAGCAUAGACGGGAUGUGGGAAUAUGGGGGAGGUGGGGGAUAAUGGCAGUCAAUGUCUGCGAAAGGGUGAGAGCGGAAGAGCGCGGAGAGUUGCAGCAUUAGUCGACUUUUGACCACGGUAAGCGCGGAACCUGAACGUGGUUCUUCUGGCCUCAUAGAGUAGGUUUCCGUAACCUGAUCGCUGUCGCUGAUGUUGUCACCAACAUGCUUUGGCCCAGUAGCUUAGGGUAGCUCGAGGGGACCUUAUAAAUCACACGUAAAGCCUUGCCGGGGUUCACACGAUGCCCUAAACCAAUUACAUACGUGAGAAUGGCGCCGCUUAUGCUCCUGGUUUGGCCUUUUGCCAAGCAUGCGUGGAGGUGUUCUCAUAUUCUUGUGGAUAGACGCCGGAUCGUACGACCAAAAUUACGUGCUCCACAAGAGCACGUGAAGGAAUAGAUGCACAUUGAGGUGGUCUGGGGUGACAACCUGCCCUCACCUUACUUACGAAAAAUAUAUUUGGAAUAGAAUAAUAUUCGGAUGCUUGCUGUAGGAAAGGUUCAAGCGACAGCUUGAUCAAGGCGUCUUUUUAGGAGUUAACUUGCAGCGUCCCGUUUACUAGGGACUUUAAGGAACAAGGUUUUCUUUUUGGCAGUCGGUGUAGUGGGUUUCACUGAUCGUUCGUCCAUGUUAUUUGCAAUAAACUUCUCUACAACAGUCCAAAGAUCCCGCGGUGCUGAAGGCACUCAAUGGGUACCCAAGUUCCAACGCCAAGUUUUGGAGAGGAAGGUAAUGGCUAAGUUAAUCGGGGGCUGUGUUGUGAGAAACGAGCAUCCAAACCACUUCUGGAGAGCGCUGUGGCGUUGUCGUGCAGUUCUUACCACAGAGACCUUGAAAAUAUACGCUGAGAAUCAACUGGAAUGUACCCUCGUAAAGACAGAUGCACUUGAGCGCCAUGUGUGUCAAUGCACAGCCAUACUUGACACCCUGACAGAUGACGAAAGACAAGAAUUCCCGCGCCUGUUAGUUCCAGCAUUUCUCUGGCAUUAAACUGGUACCUUCAGGGUCAGUUUUUCAGUAGCUACAAGUCGGCCUCCUGAGGUGCAUGCUUAGGAGUUAAAGGGAACGACGACUAAUAAUGCCCAUUGAUGCUAUUUUCACUUGAAUUAGUCUGAAAAACUUCAAACAUGUAACAACGCCGAGGUCGUUGUACCCGUUGUUGCAUUUAGCAGACCGAAAUCACAUCAGGCUUCAGAUCUAGCCUGGAAAGCAUUCUAGAACCUCGUUUGAUCAGCAGCAGUCUACUUGGACAAAUUAUUAAUCCCAUUAUUAACCUCGCGCCUGAUGUGAGGCCGCAAAUGCUUUUUCGUAACUCCUUCCGGAACUUCGGAGAGCGAACUGUGUGUUUUUAGACAUGCCAGUUGUGCGCCCACUAGACUGCACCUGACUACAGGCAGGUAUGCGCGAACUGUAACAUUAAUUAUUUCACCAAUAAUGGCGGCAGUGUUGAUGCCUCGACAAGGGCAGGCCACUAGUUACCAUGAUGGGCCAAGCUGAUGUGUAUGAUUCAUCAUGCCUGAACACGCACGCCCGAAAUCUCUGUGGGAGCAAUGACGUGCUGGUGAAUCUCGGAUACGAAUCCCCCGGACACCCAGGCCGGCAACAGAGAUGCCCUAACAGGAUGAUAUUUAAUCGUGACCUGCAACAUCUACCGACACGGUUUCUGAAAUGACCCUUGGCUGCUGGUUUGUGGCUUCAGAAGAGGAGCGGUGGUCGGUAAGUCCCACGCCCCUGUGACGUCAGUCGGCCUGGCCGAGGGGGGGGGGGAGCAGUUUGAUAGGAAGCGAGGGAGGAGAAGGGAGGGAGAAAAUAGCUGAUUGCGAGCACGUGUAACGGGCAACCAUGUAAAUGCUGACGCAACCACCGUCACCGGUGGCACCAGCAUAUGCGAACACACGUGAGUUCCGGAAAUGCUCGCGCGGGCGUAUGUUUCAGUGAUUUUAUCAGUGCGGCUUCUUACAGAUGCGGCGUAGGAUCCAAUGCUUACACAGAACCUCUUAAACCUCUUUCCUUCUUCUUCUUCUUCUUCUUCUUCUUCUUCUUCUUCUUCUUCUUCUUCCACAUCUUCUUCUUCUUCUUCUUCCAUAUCCUCUUCUUCUUCCACAUCUUCUUCUUCUUCUUCCUCAACAUCUUCUUCUUUUUCUUCUUCUUCUUCUUCUUCUUCUUCUUCUUCUUCCAUAUCUUUUUCUUUUUUUCUUCUUCCUCUUCCACAUCUUCUUCUUAUGCCCGUCAUCAUCAUAAUUCUCACCACCAUCAUCACCGCCAUCGUCAUCUUCUUUUUUGCAUUAUUUUUAGUGGUAGCAUUGGUGCUGUCUAAUGUAUCCUGAUUACUGGGGUGAAUAUGUGCGAUUCCAUUUUGCCUUAGGGCAGUAGUCGAGAAGCCUCGUAGACGAUAAAAUAGUGACGAGCGGUCGAGAUUAAAGUGGCUAAGACAGGUAUUUGGAUUAUGAUCGUCUGAUAACUACAGCCAAGUCCUAACCGGUCACUUCAGCCUCUAUUGCUUCUUCUCGUGCUACCCCAUCUUCGCCGUAGUAACAAUGUCUCUACUGUCCUCAUACUCAUCGUCAUCAAUCUACUUUUGUCUUCCUACUAUGCAUAUUUAAGCGACAUUAAAGGCACCCUCGUUACUCAAAAGGCAAAACACAAACUCUGAUCUUGUGAAUACCCUGUUACUCAUGUAGCAGUUCAAAUCCGCGUCCACGUUCAUCAAGGGAAAAGUGAAGAAAUGGCCAAAUAGACUGCCCAUUUUGUCCUGAGGGCGUCCAUCGAGUCUUGAGUCUUGCAUGUGGUUUUACUGGUAGACUGGCUUAGUGUAAAUCCUGACAGUAUGUGCUCCAGGAGCAGAUCUGAGUCGACAUCUGAAAUUACGGGACUCCUACAGCCUCUGACCACUUUUCGGGGAGUCCGAACAUUUUCUGGAUGCAGAUGGAAUCAGCGCUGUGGCGGGUGUUUAAGAUAUUGUGGCCGAUUUUCGUCAAGAUUUCAGCGUUUCAUUUCAUUUCUAAGUCCGCGCGGUCGUGUUGCCAUCUUAGUGACCGUUUGACUAGCUAUCGACCGCGGUUGGUUUCCUAUUGUGACUUAUUUAAUUUUUAUGCCCUUAGUGAUGGCGGAUCAGCGGGUUAUAUCCAGGUUCAGGUCAGACGCAGUGUGCUCACCUGUCAUUGAGGGGUUCUUUUUGUGGGGGAAGACACGCUCAUGCCUCGGCGCAGUUCUCCCUCCACUGCUGAUGAGUUGGUCUGCAGGCAUCUUUCGUUGAAACUUUUACAGUACCCAUCGUUUACAAAGCCAGUCCAGAAAAAGCAGUAGACUACGCAUACUGUCAAUGGCCCACUCUGACUUACUUACAUUCUUUGCUUCCCAAAGCCGUGGAUUUGAAGGCUGCCAGUUGAUGAGAUAACACAGUCAGUCAGUCUGAAAUGUUUCUUUCCUAAUGUGAUAUCUGAGACAUUCUCACCUAGCUCGGACCCUAGCCGUCCCCACGUUAUUGGUUCUAUGAGGACCUGGUCCGCCGUGCGUGGCACGCGUAGACGAUCUGUUUAAAUUUGCCAGACGCUGCAUCCCAUCCCGCCUCCGGUCAUCUAGGCCCUGUCAUGACACGGGGCUCAGGUGGGUGGGGGGAAGGCAGCGUGCGAAAGUCCACUAUAACUACAAACUAACUCGUGCGCAAAUCACCGUCCCUGUGACCACCAUUCUGAGGGACACGCGGUGGACAUCACCGUUCGCAACAGUCGAGCCGUCGGUCGUUACUUUACCUGAGAACCUGCGUUGUGUCAAUGGACUUUAAAAUAUGGGGUAAGAUGUGGUUUGGUAGCCCCACCUGAUGGACAAAAUACUGUUGGGUUUGGGGUUAAGGGCUAGGGGUUAGGGUUAAGGAUUACGGUUGGGCUUUAUGGUUAGAGGCUACGGUUUAGGAUUAGGGGUUAUAGUUAGGGACUAGGGUUAGGGUUGGGGGUUAGCGCAAUUAUUUCUCGAUCAUUAAAUGCACAACCACGCACUCGCAAUAGCUUUUUUGCAUACAAAUGCUUGACCUCGUCGCCUGUGCGUUCCCCGUCCCCACCUAUAAAAAUUCCUAUCCCCACCGGUCCCGUAUGAGAGGUGACUGGGGUUUGUUUACUUCAGGUGGGGCUACAAAACCACAUCCGACCGAAUAUGGCUAUUUGUUAACUGUCACCCCUUCGUCCUUUUACUCGUACAUCACUUAAAUACAGUGGUGAACACUUGGGCUGAUGUUUUUGCUAGGCCUUCUGAAGAUUUUCAGUCGGACAAUGUCCGUGAACGCAAUGGGGCUAAAACUUUUUUCACAGUGUCCGAACGCACGACCUUUAAAGCACAGCUUUUGAAAAAAUCUCAAAAAUCAGGAAUCCAAUAUGUCCGUGUGUACGUUUCCUUUGCAUACAUAUGCACAUUGCUUUCACUUUAGCUACAAGUAUACUGGAGAUGCCUGACUGAGACGGCAACAGAUUUUUCAGGCCUUAUCAACGUUCAUCAUUUUCGUCGCUGAAAGAAAGAAAGCAUAGCAAAUUCAUCUGCGAUGAGCCAGCAAACAAUCCGGACGUGAGUGCUCGCGGCACUGGCUAGACGACAUCUCUAUCCUGGCUACGCAUUGGUCAAUCGUUGUUGUUGGGGCAUGACUCUAUUGGUCCAGGGAAUUCUGUGGGGGCGGGAACAGGCCGGCGCGAAGGCCGGGGCACCGUCUGUCUUGGCGCAGUUUGUCCGUCCUGUGUCAACAACCCCACGGUGAGACCAGUCCUUAGGUCACACCUAGACGAGUGCGGGUGGCGCGGUCACCGUUGCUGAGGCCUGCGCUUUCAACGAUCAUUGGGUGGCGUGAUGAUGCCGGGAACAGCCCCUCAGAAUGCAUCCUUUGGCCAUUUGGAGGAAAGGGCAAUGGUGCGGGCGUAAUGCGACCAUGCGCCAUGCAGGGGGGAGACAUGCCUGCGACCUCAAUGAAUUUGCGCGCAGGGUGUGCGGUCAUCUUGCUCGCCACCUCUACUGACAUUAUGUCCGUUUGAAGGAGUAACUGUUCCCCUCCGCACCUGUCCUCACUAGUCUCUAGGGCACAGCAGGGCAACUAGGCUACCAUUUCGGCGUGCUGUCAGGAAAGAUGAUCGCGAUGACCGAAGUGAGGGUUAGGAUACAUCAGAAUUGGCUGUCCCAGAUUAGGGUUCUGGACGAUAGAGUAACGUAGUCAAGACAUCUUUUUCAAUAUACGUUACGAUAUAUUUAGCGCUGAAAUGACCUUAGGCGGUUGUUUUUCCCCUUUUGGGGUGACCGGUUGUCUGCAUUUAAAAUUUCUCCGGUAUUUUCCCGGCAUGAGAAUAUGUGUGGCCUUUGCAGUCCUGACGAAGUGAAUGGCUCAAAUCUUCACUGGCUCCACGGAAAUGGGUUGAAAAUUAAAAGAGGAAGUGGUCCGGCCCUCUUUGAACACUGCAGGCCACACCGUCCCUGACUUCUUUGAUAAACCUCCGAAAAGCCAGCAUAUACAGAAGGAAUAAAAAAUGAUUUUCCAGGCGUUGCUCGAAAUCGGUACAUACGAAACAUCAACAGAAGAAAUUUCCCGGCCUGUGCUACAUGUGGGCUUUUGCAGAGACCUGUUAUAGGCGAAAAGAACGUAAAGCAUUUUCUUUGCUGUGGCGUCCAUCAAAGUGUACAUUCAAAUGGUAAAACGAUUCCUACUGGCUCUGUAUUCAAAGGAGAUUUACGGCCGUCGCAUCUGUAGGCCUCCAACAAGAAGAGGGAGGAUAUAAGACUAAGAUUAGUUUGGAAAGUAAGAACCCAGCUUGAUUUUAUUUGCAGGGAUGAAGGCAUCCGAGAUCAAUCUGUUGUAGAUACCAUAGGCAGGAUUGCGCUGAAGGGGUAACCUAUCCCUUAACUUUUGUCAGGCCAACAAGGACAGCGUAGAAAUUGCAUACUUUGACGUUCCUCUAGCAGCUCUCGGGUGAAAAGUGUCAUGCUGUUAAUUCAGCGACCUUUACGAAAUCCACACAAAUUUCUGCGAAAAUCGGGCCAAGACCUUAUAAACAAUAAGGAUUAAGAAGAUACUCACGUACUUUUCUUGGAGCUGUCGAUGUCCUUGCCAAUGAGCACAAACGAAAGUUCGUUAAGUCGUGCUGAAUUUGUCUUUUGUUAUAACCUUUCCCAAGACAAGGAAAUGAGUUUCGUAAAAUCAGGAGAUCAUCAUAUGGGGAUACUUGGGAGUUAUUAUUUCUACGAUACCAAUUUUUUCCAUUGGAAUAUACUAACCCGAGGUCAAAGCUAAUUUCGGGAGAGAGUCAGAGUAAAUGAGAUCAACGUUAGGGAGAAGGACCCCAAUUAACUGUUAAAAAGACUGUGAAUCGUGUGCUGAUAUAUUUAGUUGCGAAAGUUAAUUAAGUAAGGAUGACUGGUAGUUGUAUCCAAGUCCGGCGAAACAAAGAACGGAGAUCAACUGAGCAUGAAUUGAGGUGUAACGGAAACGUCUGCCAGGGAAUGGGCUCAGUGGUUCGAUGGCCAGGCAUUCUUUCAAGAUGGAACACUAUGGAAUAUCUAGCUGGAUACCCUGUAGUCAUACAUUUAUCAUUUUUCUGUAGAGCAUCGUUUUUGGCGCCAAUCGUCUUCCCUGUUUUCCGGCAUUCUAUCAGCUUACUGUCCGGCGUGCAGCCCUACCCGCAACCUCCCUCCAUUACCACCAUUUCCGUAUACGAGAUACAUGGUAUACUGACAGUUAAUUGGGGUCCUUCGCCCUACCGUUGCCUCAUUUUCUCCGACUCCUUCAUGACAUUAACUUUGGCCUCGGGUUCGUAUACUAAAGUGCAUAAGUGAAGCUGCGGAACUGUUAGGAUCGAAUCGACCAAUGGGAAGGUAGACAAACUGUUUGAAUACACGGUCCCACUACUGACUGGUAGUUAGUAGUAAAACGGAAAUGCAACAGGACACGGAGUAACUUGAAGUUUCUGUUAAGUAGGACAAAUCAGGAUGCGCACCUCACAGGAGCGUACUUAGCACACGCAGACUAUUGGGAACGUAGGCAAACUAUUUGAAUGCGGAGGCUUGCUACUGAUGGGCACUUAGUGAUAAGGCGUAAAUGCAACAGUUGGAUGAAUAAAACGCGACCGUCGGCCUUCGCUUUUAUUUGACAGCGGUUAGGGGAAUAGAAAACGUGCUUUUUGCGACUGUCCAGUGCUCGGCCUGCAACAUAUAGGCCGCCUCCACCCGUGUGAGGUGACUUGUGCCUCCCCUCACUGGCAAUUCUCAAAGAAGAGUUGGUUUGUCCUCUUUUGGUCCCGACAAGAAGGGCGAUUACAAGGCGUCGACCUUGAAUGGGUAGCCACACCUCGUAGAAUGAGCCGAUACUUGGAGGUUUACGUCACUUCUCUGCACUGUUACCACGUGUUCGGCCGCUCACGUCCGGAGCAGUCUUCCAGUUUCUCCGACGUAUUUGCUUUUCCCGUGUCUAUGCUGGAUCCAGUGAACGAUUCCAGACCUUCUUUGUCAUGGCAGUGUGUUUUUGGUCACUUUUGAUGACGUCUGAUGGUCAUCUCUCACUCCAUGUGAAGCGAGAAUGCGAUAGACGGCCUUAGCGACGUGUUUAGCGUACGAAAUUACUCUUAAAAAUUUUGUGCCGGUGUAAUUUGGCCCCCUCAUAUAUAAAGCGCAGAAUUUUGUUCUGUGGACCACCCUUCGUUGCAUAGCCUAAUCAUGGUUAGGCAGAUUGUUCUAACAAAUAUGUUACAGCAAAACUGAUGGCUUGGAGCAUAUUUACUGUUCGUUUAUAGCUAUUCUACCAAAAAGAUGAGGGUAACCAGCAGUGUCAUCUUGUGCGCAACCAUCAACACCGUCACCGCAAUAUUUGCGGACACUUUGCAUUUGGCUUUCGUGCAACCUGCCAUAAUGUCAAUGAUAAUUUACAUAAGUCGCAAAUGUCAGUUCACAUGACACUUCAGUUAAUUCCAAGGACAUUAAUGAGGUUCCGAGACUCCGCCGUCUUUUCUGGUACAUACUCUAGUUUCUAACGUCAGUCUCUUAACUUCCUCAGAACUUAAUGCGUGGACCUGGGGUAAAUGACUCGCGGGAAAGUUUUUUUAAACUCGGCUUGAAACUUCAUAUGACUACUAGAGCUGACGUUCAUCAGUUUUAGCAGAAUUAGCUGCAUAGUACUCAGAGUCUGUCAGUAGUUAGUCAGUAGUAGACGAAUGCUGAUUGACUUGCUCUAAUUUAUUUACGCAAAAUUUUGCUGACAAGCAACAUCUAUGCUCCUCCAAUUUGUCUCCAGUUAACUACCCGACCCUAAGGCUGAGAACCCAAAAGGAGAAGGAUGGUUUCCGACUCGCCUGCUCCGUGGACAGCUGCAUGGAGGACAAAGAUGCCCUGAAAGGCAGUGCGACCCAAGUCUGCCAGCGGCCACCGGGCACACUGAUGAGUUGCCAAGGCCUAGAGUUGGAACGUCUUCCACCGGCGCAAGAGCCUCUUGGCAGAAGUGAUGAACACUCAGUGGUCCUCGUGAAGGAGGGUGAAGUUACCCCGCACUGGUCGGAGAUAUUACCGGACCUGCAGAUCACUGACAGCUCACAGUCGAGUCCUGUGGUGAAAAUACCCAAAAGUGAGUGAACACUCUGGCUCUUGGGUAAAGGUGCUGCAAACCUUUAAGUAGUUGCCUCAAAAGCAUAGAGCCGUAUUUCUCCUGUGUAGGAGACUUCCAAUUCCCGCACCCAUGGUCAAAGUUCGCGGAACUAGUAUAUCGCGUCUAAUCAAAUGUAAACGUUUCAAAAGCUCUUUUCGUCACAUCUACCCGUGGUUGCCAUUAAAGUGAUCUGCUUCCCACAGAAAGGAGAUUCAUCGGAUAAAUCUAUUGCUCAAACGGUGACGCAGCAUUCAUAAUGUUUUGCUAAACUUCCACUUUUGCCUGAUAAUUAUUUCUUCGUCUGUGGAAUGAAGGCCUUUAGUAUUAGUAUUUUUAGUGGAAUCCUGGUUUAUUCUAGCAAAGCAAGCCGGCUUUUGGGCCGAAAUCGAGUAAAGUUAAAUCUGUUAAUCACGCCUGAUCUUAAUUCAAAAACCGGGCUUCUUGCUUCUUUCCCUAUUUCGCGAUUCGUCUGUCUAAAUUCUCGCACAGUCGCCCUCCUUAUGGUAUGUAUAACUUCUCCAGCAUUUCGCAGAUACAAAACGGUGCAGAAAGCCAAUUCAAGAACUUAACGGAAUUAAGGCCAUCAUAAGUAGCGGUAAUAACACAGAUUAGUAAAAUUACGUCUCAGCAGACAGAGAUACAUGCAAACGAGUGUCUUCUAAGAAUUCUAAACGCGACAGGCGCUGAGAGAAAAAUUCAGAUUUAUCCCGAAUAUUCUAAGUGAAUUUGGAUGCCAUUCGACGCCUCCCUUGUCGGCGUAACAGCAAUCUAUAUUUGAAAGUGAGAAGAUCGUCGAACAAACUGAGUUGCUUGGUGUAGUCAAGGAAGGGUUGGGGAGCCCCAUUCCCAAUUUGUCAACCCUAAAUUUGAGGCAUAAGGCGUAGCUGACGUGAGUUGUUUGUAGUGCCACUGCACAAGCAUUCCUGUGCUGGCUCAGCGAAUAUGUAUUUAAGCUAUUUUAUACACGUUAGUUUGAUUCAAGCAUUUCUGCUAAACCGUUUGCCAAAAUUUUGUGAAACAAUUUGAGGAUGAAACGAGCGUAGGGGCAGCAUAGGAAGGAGCCUUUUGGAAAAGGAUAUUUCACAGGGCCACAGAGGGUUGAACGAAGUAAUUUUAAAACGAAGGUUAAGUUAGGCCGCAAUUAAUAAUUCCGAGUUUAUCAUACCUAACAACUGGAACAAUAGUAAGAGGAAAACGUCGUGUCAUUGUAAACGAUUAAAUUAUAUUGUUGUUGGUUAAUAUAAAAUCGCACCGAAAAUUCUUCCCCAUGACUCGGAACAUUGUUGGAAGAAACUUCCUUCGACGGGUAUUGAUCAUCGAAACUUCUCCUAAAGCCUAUAAUAAACACAAAUUAGGUUGCAUGUGUUACCAACAGUUGUCGUUUCUUUGCCUGUCAAAGGUCGCUUGUUCGAGGAAUGGGUGUGUCAUCAGUGCAAAAUGAAAUGCGCUGUAUCCUCCCUCCCCAUCUAUGCCCUGCUUAACCAGAACCCACAUUUGCGUCGACUUCAGUGUAUAUUCCAAAGCAUUUCGUGCCAAACCCGCAGGAAUAGGCGAAAGGUACUCAGGCAUUUGGCCGGUAAAACGUUGACUACACUCUCCAUGCUGCCGUCUUUCGGCUAAUUCGUCUUCGACGAUAAGCGUAGACAGUUAGACAUCCUGAGAGCCUAAGUAAACCAGUGAAAAUAAACUCAAACGCAUCUGGCACAGAUGAUUUCAGUUUGAGAGCGUAGAGGUGGGAAAUAUGAUUUUACCUAUUAAUUCGAUGUCAUUCGGGCGAAGGGACUCUUGUUGCAACAUUUGGAGUGGAUCCUCAUCCAUCAGAUUGUAAUUUGUAGUCCGUGUGCACAACGAUUGAGUUCGUUGUCCUCAAAUCCUGUUGUAUUACGUUCUCCAUUCUCUUCAGUUGAUUUCUUCUCGUGCAAUAAUGUUGUCGUCGAUUUUUUUCUGUUAUCGUUUUCAUCCUUUUGAGCCCAUGUCCGUACACAGGACUAGAUUUUGGCAAAAAAAACCACUGCAUAGCGGCUGCACCUAUAGAAACGCGCACUUGCAUAGUUGGAUAUAAAAUUCAUGCUUUCCACACUGUUACUUGUAGCCAUCAACAGUCUGUGUUACAGCAAAAAUUCUAGGUGUUGGCCUUUCGUUUUUACUUCUAUAAUGCGUGGAAGUUGAAGGACUUAAACGAAAAGAAAAGAUCGGUCCAUGUCGAAUUCCUCGCUGUUGAAGGAAACCACCGUCAAGCGGAUGCAUUGUACCCCGCGGUUUGUGGUCAGCCAACGAAUUUUCGCAACGAGCGGAAAUCUUCAAUCAACUACAUUUUGUGUACUGAUUGAGAAAGUGCAACCCCAUUACAUCUACUUUCUCUUAUAGAAGACAGUGGCUAUAUACAGGAGGUGACCUAACUCGUAAAAUAUACCUACUGUAGCACAGUUUGCCAACCAGUGCAUACGAAAACGAUAACAGAGACCAAAUCCAACAGGCCUCAACUUUUGCCGGGCUCUUCCGUACGUGAAGUAGGCCCCGGAAGCUAUCAGUCGUCUUCUCACUCCACUUGGAGUUGGGGUUGUAAGACCCGCAGGCGCCAAGUCAUGAGGCCGAAAGACCCACUGCCACGACAGGAAACGUCAGGAGUCGUUUACCGGAUCUGGUGUAGUUGCGGACAAAGCAACUACGUCGGAGAAACUGGGAGAGUACUCCGGACGCGAAGUGCCAAGCUCGCAGCAGCAGUGAGGCGGGGAGACGCUGGCUCUCAGGUGGCGGUUCAUUUGAAGGGACUCGGCCAUAUUUUCAAGUUUCAAGAAGCCGAAAUCCUCGCAAAAGGUGAUAACCGCGUGAGCCGCGAGCUGCUCGGGUCAUGGUUUUCAGGUCAGCAAUCCAUCGACAAGUGCAAUCACCUGCUAACAUAUUCUGUGCUCAGAUUUUCCCUGGGCAGGGGAAUCAGUCACGUGGGGAGGACGCGGGUGGUCACUAAUUCCAGUGACAAUGAGUCAAUUUGCCGAGCAAUCGUCACAACGGCAUCCAAAGCGAAUGACGAAAUCGCGGCUAUUAACGACUCGGGCGCGGACUGACAAAUCAUCAGCGCAUCAAUUACGACCCCAGCUGUGAUUGUGAGAGCUGUUGAUUAAAGUACGCAUAUGACACCACGGCAGUCACCUGAUAUAUGUACUGUACUCCUUGUGCCACGACUACCCUUACCUUCGAUUAUCUCUGAUGAUGGGUUCAAUGAGAAUCCGAAAUAUCAGGCAAAUAAUUUUCUUGUUCCAGUGAUCGUGUCCUAGUCUUCCGAAUCACUUAUCAAUCUGGAACCAGCCCGUGUGCAACCAUCAAAACACCAAACAAAUAAUAAACGACCUCUGCUGAAAUGGGAGCGCAGAGCAUGUAUUACGGGUACCAUUUCUCAAGAGAGAUUGUAAGUGGUGAAAGCGCAAGAAUUCGAGCCACAAGGACAGACUCAAAUUUAGCAUGUGCAUAACGCCUGUACAGUCGGGGAACUGACUAAGUAGAACGGUUUGAAAACGGCAGCAUUCAAAAAAUUGUUAUUAACAUACGCUUUAAUAAAAUAUCCUCCAAGAAUUAGUGUUAUACGAAGUAUGACAUGAAAUAAAGUGUGUAGUGUCCUGCCGCGGGUUUCAAGAUCUUGUUGGGCAAAAGCAAUGAUUUUUUUUCGUUUUUGAACUGUUUAAAAUACGGCUAUUUCAUCAAGGAGAAUUUUGCGCGAGUUCGCUGGCAGAGAUCUUGCACGAAUACGAGUUUCAAAGACUUUACAUAUCGAUGGGCAAGUUGAAGUGAAGUGUGCCGUAUGGGCUCUCUAUCUCAAGCCCAACUAGCAGCCGCACAGCAGCGCAUGAUAUAGGCAGUGCGUAUGCGGCUGCUGGUUGGGCUCGGGAGAGAGAGCCCGUAAGGCACAACGGAACGAGUGAGUUCCGUAAGAACGAUCGUUGAGCGUCCCCUACCACUGUAUAUUCCCGAUCGAAAACCGACAGGGCAACGGGCUCGUGGCCCAGUGGUUAGAGGCGUGAACUUCUAACAAACAGGUCCCGAGUUCGUGCCUCGGGUGUUUCACACUUUGGGUUUGGGUAUGGCUGGCUGACGACGGUUAAUAAGCCGGGAAUGGCCAUUCUAGUCUCCCUUCUCUUUGUCGGAAAUAACACACUGACGACCAUUUUUACCUUUAAUAAUCCUUUGGGAAAAUACAGGCGUUCAUUGAAUACAUUUAUAUGCCACAUAUAGUCGCCUACUCACAGCCAGUUUUCCGCUCUUUGCAGAAUACCAAUAUUACGGUCAGUACAAAUGCUCCUGUACUUCCACGGACGUCCUCGGCACAAGGAUCAGCUCAGGGGAAACGAGUUUUGAGCCAACCGAAUUUGAUUCAGGCAAGUUCCUCCUUCUCGGUACUUAUGAUUGUUUAAAGGAGAAAGACCAAAUAAGCGCGUCCACCAUGGUUGAUUACCACAUUUCGGUGAUGGUGGUACUGUUGCUGCAAGGAUAUUUAUCAGCAAAAGCUCGUAUUGUGUAGACAGACAGGCUUUGUAAACUGUCGUGUCAUUGCGCCGCGCACCAAAAUUUGAUCUUACUAAAUGGCUGUUUCUGAGUCGGAGGUAUUUCAGCCAUAACGAUCUAUUGGGCUCCCCAGUUGCUGGAACGGCUCAAGAGGAUGUGAUUCCCUGGAACCGAAAUCAUGCUGUCGUUUAGUGCCACUUCUUUCUUCUCUUCGAUCCCACAGGACCAGGCAGUCAAAACUGCCAGGGGAGUUCGAUAACGAGUACAAGGACACCGAUAGACGGUAAAAUGGACACAUCUCAUCCAACUAUUUAAAUUCUCCUUUAAUGCCUGCUUCGCCUCUUAAGAGAUAACGUAUAUGUAGGCCAAAGGAGACGCUAAAGGAAUCUCCACUCUGGAGCUUUAUCACAGAGGUGCAUUCCCAAAAAAGCAGAGAAUCUGGAUUACUCAAUCUAUGGGUGAAAAUCUUAGACUUGAUAUGCUCAACAUCCCUUCGUGAUCAUAAAGCCAGAACAUGUUCUAAGAAUUUCAUAGCGUCCUGAAUUUCAUCUCACCUGGCAAUGGGUCCAAUAUAGAGGCGGAAGGCGACAACCAACUACCGUUACUUGAUGAGAAUCAAAAAAUGCGAUCUUUUCGAGGGCAUCCAACAUGAGCCAAAUCCCGAUCUACCACGUAAAGCACCCAUAGGCCACACACGAUGCAAUGAUGCAAUCUGUUGUGGCUAGAUCGGAAAAUCUGUCUCAACCCGCAUACAUGGGCACCAGUCAGCGGUGAAGAGAGGAGAUCAUUUAUCCCAGGUGACUAUGCACACACUAGACACUGGCCUCCGAGCUGCAUGAGAGAAUAUUCGCAUUGCUGGCGCCUGCCCUUUAAGAAGAGGCCGUGAAUUCCUGGAAGCAAUGCAGUCAGAUGAGGCACGCAUAAAUAGGCAUAUCAGUUUAGAUGCCACAUACAAAUAUCUCAAGGAAAAAUGGAAUUGAGCUCAGCCAAUUCCGAAGGGAUGACGAAAUAUCAUUGGCGCGCAUUGGCGUAGACUUCGGCCAACCACGGAAUCACUUGUUCGACACGGUUGAGAUAGUUAACUGUUUCUGUACAUAAUCCAGACGUCUGACGACGAGCUGGGAAACCAAUGUCAAAAAUGUACACAACAAAGACUAUUUUGUUCCCAAAGAAUCUUACAUAUUACAAAUUAAAUUUCCUGCAAUGCUCGUUUUUCAAUAAAUAUACAUAUAUACAUGUAACUGUGCAAAACAGUUACCCUUUUAACAAGCAUAAAAGUCGAUUUUCCCCUGGCACUCCUGCUGGCGUUAUGUCCUGAUUUGACAAUGCCUUUUCCUUGAGGUUGUUGUACACAGCAUCAAAUUCUACGUACCGGUUAAUAGAUGUGUUUUCAGAAUGGAUGGCCUACAAAAUUCGCGGCCUUUCUUAGAUGAGCAGACAACUACAAUGCGAGUCUUGUCCCAGGCUGAUUCGUGUCCUGUUUCCAGCGUAUGCAUGGUAACUUUGGACGAGUGGUAUCGCCUUUUUAUGGCCAGUGAAUGUUCGUGUAUUCGUGCAGAAGCCGAUUUCCCAGUUUAACAACAGCAAAACGCAUUACGGAUGUUGCAUGGUAUCUAUAAAACAGAACUGAAUUAUUUGUUCAAACCGGUUUUCCACAAUUGGCAUCCUAGAUAUUUUGUACACCGAUGCAUAAGGCGACGGGAGUUAAAAGAAAAAGACAAGGAACUAGUUUGCUCCGAUCAGGCGCCCAAACCAAAAAACUGGCGAACACAUUCGUACAUUAAGAAUGUGUUCGAGCUAGUUGAAAGACACCUGAGGAAACACCAAAUACACGUGGCGCCCCAGUCGACGACUACAUUUCGUAACCAGCUUGUACAACCUGGGGAUACGGUUGGCUAUUUAGAUAAGGAGGAAGUCGUCUAUGAGAUACUAUGCAAAACACGUAAUACGACUUACCUUGGUAAAACUGGGAAAUCGGCUUUUGCACGAAUACACGAACAUUCACUGGCCGUAAAAAGGCGAGACCACUUGUCCCAAGUUACCAUGCAUAAGCUGGAAACAGGACACGAAUUCGCCUGGAACAAGACUCACAUUGUAGGUGUCUGCUCAUCUAAAAAAGGCCGCGAAUUUUUGUAGGCUAUCCAUUCUGAUAAGACAUCUAUCAACCGACGCGUAGAAUCGGAUGCUGUGUACAACAACCUCAAGGAAAAGGCAUUGACAAAUCAGAACAUUACGCCAGCAGGAGUAACAGGGCAAAAUCGACUUUUAUGCAUGUUUAAAUGGUAACUGUUUUGCACGCUUACUUCACGUCUGAGGACGACUCCGGGAACCAAAGUCGGAAAUUUAGAGUAAAUUUGAUUAUCUUCCCCAAAGAACUUAUUUCUUUCGAAUAUAUGUAUAUGUAAAUAAUGGUAGAAGGGCGCUCACCGAUUGUGCUACAGAAUCCACUCGGUCCGUUAUGCCUCCGGGCUCUCUCGAGCCCAACUAGCCUACCAGGCCGAAGUCGGCCAAACUAUGAUAGCAAACAACCCCGGAACAGUUCUGUAUCAAUCUACCCCCCAAACUCUGUCUUCCCCACUCUACUAUCAUAGCUUGGCCGACUUCGGCCUGGUAAACAGUUGUCUGUUCGUGACCCCCUGUCACCCAUACGAAACUUGCUCGCUUGCUUUUGGAGUCCAAUGAAUCGGUGUGCGCCCAUUUCUGGGCGAUUAAUUACCCGAUCUGCAGCGACAGAAUGGCAGGCGGGGAGACAAUGAUGAACUUCGGUUCGAUGAAGUGCUUAUGACCCAUCUGGUAGGCCUCAGUGGUGGACCGACUGCGCCAGGUGCGUCUGUGCGCAUGUUUCUGUUUCCAGUCCCAGCUGGUGGUCAGGUCUAUAGCUGGCUGAAUGCAGGCAUUCCUGUACCAGUCUACCCCCCAGACUUUGUCGUGUUUCUCAGAUAUUUUUAUAUAUGUCGUACACUCAGGCAAAUUAUCACACCAGGAAAAAUGACAUGCAACACAAUUCUGAUUUAACGACCGAAAAGAUGAGGAUUUUGUCGACGAAACAACCAUCGUAUACAUAAGACCAUUAGGAUUCUUACUAAGUCACCUACAAAAGCACUAAAAUGAUUCCAAAUGCGGUAUCAGUAAAAUCGGGCCAUCGGAAAUGUAGCGUUCCUUGUAUGCCAGUUUUUUCAUCUGCAGGUUUGCGUGGCAAUUGUCUGAAAUCCCUAUAGGCAUGUGGUGCUAGCCGCCCUAAAAAUUUAUAGCAUGGCGAAACUUUCCAUUUUCGUCACAUAAUAAAGGUUCAUUACAGGAUGCAAUGGAGAAAAAACCUCAAAAGACUGGCUUGAUUUUGUUGUUGGUCGUCAAUAAUAUUAAAAGUUAAUGUGUAAAACUUAACGUUUUUGAAUUUAUGUCGCAUUCUCUUCAGAUAUCGUAUUCCAACGGCGCUACUGGGCAGCCUUUGAGAGAAGGAACAGUACCUUCGAAGGAAGCAGUGUAAUAGAAGUGCCCACUCAAGGUCUUCCUGGUUUCUUUCUAAUAUCUGCUACUGGAUUUUCCUUUUUCGAAACACUGAAGGUUAAAGUUUCGUGGACCGAAGACAGAAAGCCCAACGCUCAUGUCACCCAGGUACGUAAUUUAAAAACCGUACGUCCCUUAUGUAGAUAGUAGAACCUACGCUUAAACACACUUUGAAGUAUAAAAUCUACCAAUGCAAAUGAAUCUACUCUUUGCAUAUUAUUUUUAGGCAAUAUUUAAACCACAUCCAAUUUGAAUUCUCAAAGACAUAAAACGAACAGACUAACUUAAUUCAUGCAGUUAAUCUGCAUUUUUGAUUGACGCCCCGAGAGAACAUUUACAAACGAGACUGGCUAUUAACUCGGAAUAUUUUAAAACUUCAAUAUGCGUUAUUUGGAUAUUUGAAGCCGCUAUAGGCGGUUUUGGGCAGCCGCCAGUUAAAAUGCAUAAUUUACCAUUUUCUCAGUGUGAAUGAGCAACAGUCAAGAAAGGUCAUUUCGAAAAUAAACAUUGUACAGCAAAUGUUCCUCCUUAUUUUGAGAUACUAUUUUAUAAAAGCAGUUCUUCAGAAAAAAGGAUGAAUACUAACAGUCCCAUCUAGAAGUCUACUCAUGUAUUGGGAUAUUAAACGGAGACCUAAGAGCAAGUUCGUUUUCCGUUGCCUUCAAUUAGUUUCUGGAGUACGGCAUUUGCUUUAAAUCUGUUAUCUUUAGCAAUUAUUAACAAGCUCAUCCAAAUCAUGCAGUCCUAGAAAUUAUAAAAAAUAAUACCCACAAAUUAUAUGUAAAAUAGGUAAAAUCAUCAGCGACACAAAUUAUUCAUGUGAGAGACACAUUUUCAGAGUGAUCUAAUAGCGUUGAUAUGGAACCUUAAGAUUUGGAGUGGUAUAUACUUCAAUCCUGGUAAACGCGAUUGGACACGGCUUUUCCUAUCUGUAAAUCAAACAACUUUAUAUUCUGAAAUAUGUGAUUUACGAGACCUUUGGGUGUGUUUCAUCAAUUUACCCAACCAUCUGCGAAAGGCAAUUAUGCUAAUAAAGGCUUUCAUAAGUAUUUUAACAGAUUUUGAAUAAUUCAUAUUGAGCCAACUGUGAAAAACUCGGCCCUCGGUGGGAUUCGAACCCACGCAGUAAGGAGAAGGCUUUUGUACAGCCAACGCUCUAACCACUUGAGCUACGAGGCCCCGCCGGACGACUUGACUUUAAUCACAUUUGGGUCAAGUUUACCCGCCCAACCUACUGCAACGCCUGGAAUCCCCCAAAUCUGAUACAGUAAGUUGACUGCCCACGCAGGAUGUCCUAAGUAAUUCACCUAUAAUCCGCCAGAUGGGUCAAUAUGAAUUAUUCAAAAUCUGUCAAAAUACUUUUGACUUACGUGAGCCUGGUAGUCAUUUGGUGGAUUCUAGGUGAAUUUCUUAGGAAAUUCUGCUUGGGUAGUCAACGUACUGUAUCAGAUUUGGUGGAUUCCAGACGUUGCAGUUGGUUGGGUGAAAAAACCUGACCCAAAUGCGAUUAAACUCGCGUCGUCCGGCGGGGCCUCGUAGCUCAAGUGGUUAGAGCGUUGGCUGUACUAAAGCUUUCUCCUUACUGCGUGGGUUCGAAUCCCACCGAGGCGCCGAGUUUUUUACAGUUGAGUCAAUGUGAAUAAAGGCUUUACAUUUUUGCCCAGUUUAAUUAAAUACUCUGUCUCCAAUACACAUUAGCAGCAUGGUGACCUAGAAUUCGCAAUAGGGUCGCUAACUGCAGAAGGUAUUAGAGAGAUAUAAAUUCAUUAAAAAACUGGACUGUGACUGUCUCUAAUGAGGGCAUCCUAAGAUGAAUCAAAAAAUUUAAAAGAUUGCAGAAGUUAUGGGCUAUCAUCUGACAAACACAUACACUCAGGCCACAGCAGAAAUCAAGAGUAAAGCUGUAUGAAAUAGAGGAAUGAUACAAAUUGCACUCCGCUGUCUUGAGCCUACUUCCAUCACUAUGCAUCCCUGUUGUAGUGGCUACAUCGGAACCUAGAAACGAUUUUUUUAAAUUACAGAAACGAAGUGACAUUUAAAACUGAAUCUUAAAUAAAAGGGAUGGACGACAACCGUGGUCAGUUGCUACCGUUCCGUAGUUGUUGCUGAUAGCCUUUGCAAAUACGCAAAGAUUCAGCAAUCUAACCCCACUUUAAGCCCUUCAUAUGUGGUAGAGUUAUAUGUGUUUCAAAACGAUGGAAAGAUAAGAAAACUCUAUCUCAUUCUUUUAUUUAGACCAGUACGCGGGUAAAUUGUGUGUUACAGCAAUCGAUUAUGUCACAAAUCGAGUUCAGAACUGCGGUAUUUUUCAAAAUUUCUUCUAUAAAGGUAGAAAGCUAGUAAGGGGUAGAAGUUCAACGUUGGAUGUUGAAUUCGUGCAUAAAUGCCCAUCAGUUACCUUCAGUUGAGACUUGCAUUGCUGCAACCGCCCAAAUAAACGAACAUUCUAAAUUUUGAAGAAAUGAGUGUGAUUGAGGACGGUGAUACUGCACUAAAAGCCGUGGCUUGGAUGGUUGCCAACUGGCGGGAUAACUUGGACCUCGCAGUUCGUCAAGCGCUGAGUGUUUGUGUGGAGUGGCCGGCUUGUGGACUAAAAGUCAGAAUGCAAGGACUCCUUCUUGAUGCAGCUUCCAUGGUACUUCCAUUAGGAUGGGAUUCGAGCAGGGUUUAGCGGCAACCUAGGGACGGCUCCAGCCGCGCCAGCCACCUGCGCUCUCUUCAACCUCAGGUCUUCUUGUCUAUGUUUUGACACCGGGCCCAGGGUGGGAGGAGCAGGAAGGAGUGCGGCAGAUGCUGCAGAAGUCUACCAUCACUAUGAACCAAUUUACACUCAAGUCAUCGCCCCUGAUCACAACUUGCUGUGGAGCACAUGGUGGACAUAAUCUAAACCGACGGUCUAUUGUCGGUAUGGCCGAUAAAAACGAAGAUGCUAGUUCAAAGAAAAAGUCGGGGAGAGAGAAACGACAGCGGGAACAAGAAAUUUAUUUAACCUUCCGAGGUAGCAUAGGAUAAUAGUAGUUUUUUGCAUGUGGUAUCGUUUUUUUCAAUAAAAAACCGAGUGUCAUCGUGAAGCCAAACAUAGGUUUGUAUAAGAACACCAUUGUAUACGUUGAAUAACUUUUUAAUGCACCAAAAUAUUUAUAAAAUAAUGUGAUAAGUUCAAAAUCGACAAAAGACUGCCAGUUCGGAAUCGUUGAUACAGAAACUAUAAUAUUUCCAACUUAUUUCUAACCCUCACUAUUAGGGGACCAGUUCCAUUUCUUAUCUUAUUAUUUGAAAAAUAAAGGUGGUUUAUUAUAAAGUUCAUUUUGGACGACCUUUUAUUUUCUUUGGCUUCCCCUAGGACGCUCAAGUAAGUUCAAUCCACCAGUUCCCAGAUGUUGACGAACUGCAAAAUUGGAAAAUGCUGGCCUAUCGGUUAUCACCGCCAAUUACGUAUCCAGAUUCCGCAGAUGGACAACUAGUCACUUUCGACUGGUUUUUACCGGCCACUCAAAAUUCCCUUGAGGAGCGUCAUGUGAUAGACAAAUUUUGGAUUGUCGGUUAGUGUUUUCCGGAAAUAUGCUACUUAAAACAUGAAGUCUUGUGGAAGCUCUUCCAUUUCAUUUUCAAGGAUAGAUCAAUAACCAACUAACGCAACGCAGAGGUCUCUAUGCAAUGUUUUUGCAGUUGGCAUUAAUUGGUAAAAUGUUCUUCGAAGGUGAAAGUCAAUGUUUGUGAUAUUUACCAGCCCGACGCAAAAAACAGCGACAGAUUUUUCCGUGAAGUUUCUACGACUUGAGAUUCCGCUAAAGAAAUUAAAGCUAUGUAAAUAGUUCUUUCACCCAUUAGUCAGAUAAGGAUACUCUUAUCUACCAUCGAAAUUGCAUCAAACGUGCUCUGCAGGAACAUUUUUCUAAACAUGGCAUUAACAGGAUUAGCAGUAUUGUUGUAAAACGUUUACAAAGUCCAAGAAUGGGCUUGAGACGCAGAUAGCUCCUUACGUGUUAUUGGCUAAACAACCGAAUAACGCGCCAUCAUUAGUCCACUCUGCCUGUUGUCUGCCGAAAUACUUCAUACUUUGGUUUUGCUAAGUGCUGCCAAUCCAUAGUUAAAUGGGACUUCCAGUAAACUCACUGCCCAUGUAGAAUCUUCUUCAACUUGCCUUUUCGCAAAUGUGACGACCGAAGCUCGUUAAAAGUUGAUCUAUAAAACUUGGAGCUUGCGGAGCGUGGUAAGGGUUGGCUGCGAAUUCGUCUCACAUGCGGUUAGCAAGCUUACUUAUUGUAUCUAACGCGAAUUAAUUCUGCAAAAAUCCCUUUCGAAAUAACUUAGAUACGAGGAAUAAUACAGGCUGUAUAGUUUCUGUGAAACGAAAAUGUUAUAUAGGAAGCAUGAGAUGCUGCAACGGAUGUGGUUCUUGUUGAAAACAUGUUGAAAAUAAUUAUUAAACGGAGAGACACGAUUCUAAUCGAAUGGGCACUAUACGGUCUUAAAACAACCUCAUCAUUAAGCAUUUUUUUUAAACCGAUACAUACACUUUUGAUUACAGAAUUUGGAGAGGGCGUGAUGUCCUACCAUAGGAGUACACAAAUUAGUGUUUUAUGAAUGCUUUAUGCAAAAUUAUAUUGAAUUCGUAAGAAUAUCGGAGAUCGUUUGGAAAAAGACAUGCUAUGUAAGUGGUCAUUUUUUCCGAGUGGAGUCUUUGCAGGUGUGUCUGGAAUACCAUGCGAUUAGGCCACAUGAUAAGCAGUAUUACAAAUUUUAAUAAGUAAUCCGUCCUGAUCAAAAACUCAAUUCAGAGUUCAAGUUAACAUUUCCUGUGAUCGGUCACGCUGCCCAAUAUUUGCUUGCUUAUAGUUUUGAGGAUUUACAUUUUUACAACUCAGACGUUGACAAAGAACCCCUUGAUAAGUUACGAGCAUGGAUUGUCUCUGAACGUGCGAACCACCUCGAGCUGUACGUCUACUACCAACACUCAAACAGUCGGGGAGUCUUCAGUGAGAACUCAGAGGCUAACAUUGAAUUACUCGAAUUUGGCUGCCCACCCGAAGCCACCUCUCGUAGCCUUGCAAGCUUUACCGUGAAAAGUGAGUCUCCUUUGUAACCUUCAAUGAUUAAUGCCUGUUGGAAUUUUCGCAGUCAGCUCGCCGUACCGCAUAACAACACGGCAGAAUUACACGCCAACAGCAAAAUACCUGACGUCUGUCCGUGUUUGUAUUGUAUCUUUAUUCGUUUCUUUUAAUGCAUUUUUUAUCAGGAUCAUCUCGUACUUCCAGAGUAGCCUCCACUUCACUUUUCUCGGUUGCACUUCGUUCGCCUGUCCUCUCUCACCACCCCCAUUCUUCUGUUCACGUUCAUCCCGCUUCUGGAGCUGUAUGUUUACUUAACUUAAACAAAGGUGAUAAAGGGAAUCGUAGGUAAAGAAAGAUUGAACUUAACUACAGUGUACUUCCAUAGAGCAACUAUGUUAUCCAUCAAUUGAGGCUGACGGUCACUGAUCCCUCUGUACUGCGGGAGCGGUACUCACAUAGACCACGAAGUUCUGGUAUAUGGAUUUGCUAGGCUCCCACCAAGUAAUCGGCAGUCAUUAAUUCUGAGGUAUGUCCACCAUAGAGAGAGGGGAUAGCAAAGUGGUCAGUUUCGCGCGCAGAGGAGACAGACGCGCUAUUUGACCAGGAUUUUACCAACAACAACAACGACAGCGCCACAACAGGGAUGAGAAAGACGAGGAUGGCUGGGCAACUAUGCUCACGACCUGUUUAGCCAGCGUGAGCGCAGGCCCAUCUACUGGCAGGGGACCAGGUGACAGAUAACUGUCAGCGCAUACCAGGCUACGAGGGCCAUGGUUCGCUGAUCCUGACAUAGCAAGUGCUUAGAGACCCAGAAGUGUGACACGUGGCCCUGAAUUCGCCUGGGUCAUUAACCUUAAAUGACUGAGUAGCUGGCCAGUCCUUGGCUGCGAGUCGAGUAUGACUCUCGACGGAUUUCUCGUUGUAUGUAUGCUGGAGUGUGGGGGAGUCUACACUGAAAGAGACCCUAAUAUGGAUCCUGAUUUCCAGUUUUUAACAAGAAUGUCGUUUUUUACUAGCAUUGUGUCAUUAUGUGAAGUGAUACGGUUAAAAUUCAGCACCGAAAUAGUAGAAAUAGAAUUGUCAUAGACGAUGGGAAGAUUGCCAAUAUAUGUGUUCCGUAAACACCUAUUUCACUUCUACUACGUCGCCUCUUCCGUACACAAAGCAGUCAUUUUUUACUUCUUAAAAUCCUCACAUCAAAUUCUCUCACUGACUUUUUCGCCUUUGUGUCUUCUCACCAAUAGCCAAAGGAUUUACCCUCCAGAACUCUACCGCUGAGAUCAAUGUGGACAACAGGGAGUAUGGCAGGGGUGCGUUCAUUAAUUACCACCCCUACUCUACCGCAUUCGGCUAUGAGCUGCGCGCCCUGGUGAAGGAGGAUAACGAAAUAUUCACCAAAACUCUUCUAUCCAUCCCACCAGCAGACGAAAGUCGCCUAAAGCUGGAAUUAGAAGGCGAGUUUUUAUCUACUUUCAAUGAAACUGAGUGCUCGCUCUGAGAGCGGGACACCCUUACGCUUUACAAACACAGGUUUCGUGUUUUUUUCACUAAAAGGAGGAAGCAAAUAUUUCCCAAAUCACGAUUUUCUGAUAGGCAGUCUGUUUCCGGUCCAUUUGCAUGUUUGCUUUUAGCCUAAAUCCCACCUUGGAGGCUGAAGGAAGUUAAAUUGCAUGAAAGAGGAUGUGCAAUGCAAUGCUCGGUUUAACAGAUGUCGAAAGUUAGGUGCAAACGUUUGUGAGCAACGGCCAUCAAACACACUGAGAUAUUUUCUGGCGGCCUUCGCAUGUGCAAUUGCAGAUUGGGAUGGAAUAAUAUAAUAACGAUUAUACACUGUUCAGAAGACAUUACUGUGCCUUUCUGUAUUUCAAGCUUCCUGUCAAUUUGAAGCGUCUUUCAACGAAGUGCCAGAGCGCGGCUAGGUUUCUAGCUGAGAAGUAUGCUCUACAGGCGUACGAAUGGAGGUAAAUUUAAAUUACGAAGAGCCUUAGAAGCUCAGGAAAAGCAGGCAACGAGCUCUAAAAAGCCAAAAUAAUAACAAAAGCAUAAAGUGAAUAUAGAAUACAUCAUAUUGCUACGAUCUGUACCUUCCAUAGAUGAUGAAGUUUAAUGUACUCGCACAUUCGCAAUUAGGCCAGAACUUUCUGUCCUUUCCGAUUUGAAUAAUUUAAAAAGUUACUUAGGCAGCGUCAAUUGGUUUCUUUGGUAGGCUCGAUGAACGUAUCUUGAGACAAAAUUAGGCAGCAUACUUACGGUUGCCUUCAAAACUGUUUUAAUAGGUUGUAACUUAUUCCUCCUCAUUAGUUUGUGGGUCGAUCCUUACAGUCACAGAACUGGCGUUACAUUUUGGCAUAUGGACGACCGUCGGGCCCAGUAUUUUCCUUAGGCCUCAACAUGCAUUCUACAUGUGGACGUUUGUUUUAUUAACCAAUACGCCCACGUAGCCUUGAUCGCAUUUCCUUGGUCGUUUUGAUUGCAGUAAUUGUUCUGGAGUACGAUUAUUUAUAGAGUUGUCGCUCUGAUGGCGUCUGAGUGCGAGGAAUCAGGUUGAGCGAUGUUGGAAUGUCUCAUACGAGCAUACACUUUCAAUAUUUUCAUGUCCCUCAUGGCGGUUUACGUUGUGGGCCUUAUAGGAACGGCGUGGGUCAUAGCGCUAAAGCGCCUAUAAUUGCCAGAAUGGCGAAAGGAGCAAUUUUCAGUGUCUUAAGACGUCAUACUUAUCAGAGGAGGCCUGCGGUCCUUCGGUAAUGUUGGCAGACAACCUACAUGACUAUGGAACGUAAGAAUAAUAUCGAGAACUACCAGGGCAGUGAUUUGUCCGAGGGGAUUCGUCAAGGCUAGCUGGAGUCGUUUCCCCUGAAAACCAACACAUUGGGGAGUACUCAUUUAUUUGCAACUCGGUUCACGUCAGCCAGUGUCAAACUUGCAAAUGAAUGUUAUUUUCUAUAUAACAGCUUAAUAAAAGAUGUUUAGACACAUCAUAUACACCCAUUCACAUAUAUCAGAACCUCAUCACAUAGAAAAGUUGCAGAAACCCUUGCCAACUGCAUUUACUUCAUUCAUGAUCCAAAAACUCCUCUUAAUAAUCAAAACUACACUGUAACUUAGGGGACAACAAGGGUUCUUCUUAUUUCUUUCAUGCCGCAAAGUCCGCCGUCGGUCAUCACUGGAGUGUGCGCACCUCAGAUGUUUUUCCCAAGACUGUUAUCUUGCCAUAUCCGACGACAGCAUACUGUCCCCGAAACUAAUAGUCUUUUGUACAACAAUAAAAAAUAAUUCCUAAAUCUAGUAAACACCCUGUACGAAUGCAUUUUUUAUGUUUGGAAUGGCGUGCAGAGAUGUCGGCUUACCUGAAACCGACGAAUCCAGAAUGAGCAUGUCAUGCUUUGCGACGUUAGGGCGUUUCUCACCCAAAAUGAUUAAAAGUGGUAUUGUAGUUGAGACGUUCUCACUGUAAGUCUUACUUGGGCUAUGCUCUACAGAUGUGUGCUGCCACAGGCCGUAUUUGUCGUUGGUAUGGGCUUGCUAUAUUCGAAUGUAAAUGUUUAUUCAAAAUUGGCCCCUUGGUCAAUAUAUCGUCUGCUAGAUAGUUUAAGGACAACACCGCUUGGUAAUUAAACAAAUUCAUAGAUAUUUUGGCAGAUUUUAAAUACUUCAUAUUGACUCAACUGUGAAAGACUCGGGCCUCGGUGAGAUUCGAAUCCACGCAGUAAGGAAAAGGCUUCAGUACAGCCGACGCUCUAACCACUUGAGCUACGAGGCCCCGCCGGACGACGCGACUUUAAUCACAUUUGGUUCAAGUUUACCCGCCCAACCUGCUGCUGCUUCUGGAAUCUAUCAAAUCUAUAUGACUUAUCCAAAAUCUGUCAAAAUGUCUAUGAAUUACGUGAGCCUAGUAGUCAUCUGGUGGAUUCUAGGUGAAUUACUUAGGAAAUCCUGCUUGGGCAGUCAACUUACUCUAUCAGAUUUGGUGGAUUCCAGAUGUUGCAGUAGGUUGGGCGGGUAACUUGACCCAAAUGUGAUUAAACUUGCGUCGGCCGGCGGGGCCUCGUAGCUCAAGUGGUUAGAGCGUUGGCUGUACGGAAGCCUUUCCCAUACUGCGUGGGUUCGAAUCCCACCGAGGCGCCGAGUUUUUCACAGUUGGGCCAAUAUGAAGUAAACAAAUGUGCGCCGAGAAAAUGCAAACGUCUGCGGAGACUGGAACUUGUUGUACAGGAAUUGACUGUACUCUCGUAACAGGAACCGUCACUGUUUUAUUGUAAUUGUACAACAGACGUGCGCACAGGGGGUUAACCUUUAAAUUUAACUUGAUAACACUUUAUUUUGGUUAUCCUUUCGCAGCAACUAUUCAUAGAUAUCCCCCUCGAGGUCACGGAUUGUGUACAGUUUGUCCAUAAUCAAUUCAAUUCUUAUCCGUAAAAACCAUCGCCGCAAUGGCCAAGCGUUCUGCUUUACCUUGAACCAGAAAGAAGACCGUUUAUGGCGCAUGACAUACGGAAGUGUAUAUAUGACCUCGACAGCUGUAUGCAACAAACUCCUACUUUAUCAGUAGAUUGCAGCAGGUAAUAUUGGAUGAAAUUUGGGCCUUUUCUUCUCAAUGACCGUUAACAGUUUCUUCCGCGCUGCUAUUGUUUUUGUUGUUGUUGUUGUUGCAGAUGUUGUUGUUGUUGCUGCUGCUGCUGCCGUUGCCAUUGCUAUUUUUGUAUUGAAUGUCUCCGCGUUGCGCGAGAAUUCAGUCCUCAUUUCUAUGCUUUAUAGAUCCCCCAUUCGAAAUGCAUCUAAAAAAGCUGGACAUAUUGGAGGCCGCAAAGAAGAUCAAACUUCAGCUGGAAGUCUCUUUGAACUCCCGAGUACGUUCUAACCCGGGAAGCUGUCAAUACAUUUUGCUUUAAGAAAACUAAAAUCUGUUUGCGGAGGUUUUGGGGCUUUUUAGGAAUAGAAGCACUUUUAUUACGUACAGCUUUUGGCACUUCCAUUCAUAGAGGCAAUGCGAGCAGAAUGACAUCACGCAGGUAAACGUGCUGAUAAGGAGCAAUUAGGGUAUGUUAUGCUAAAUUCGUACGUGUUUUUGGCUUUAUAUUAUAUUUAAGAUCAAUUUUUCGAGCUGUUACUACCCUUCAACGGACAGGGCAAACUGCAUUUUUUUCAUGAGUCUGUGGAGACAUUCCGUUUGCAUAAUGGGGGAAUCGCGUGACAGAACUGCACCGCUCGACACACAUAACUUGGCAUGCUUGACAAUCUGAAUUUGUGAGUUCAUAAAUAUUAACGUUUGCAGUUGUUUACCAGUCGGAAAUGUACACUAUAGCUUUCUGGUGUAAGGUAAUAUUCAAAGGAGUCGGUGACUUUUUCAAGGGAAAUCAUUACUCAGCCACUGAUAAUGCGCGUAUAUUCCAAACAUUUAUGUUUACUUUCACAUAUUAAAUUUUGGCGUGGUAAGUGCAUUUUUGGUAAAUCAUGAAGACUUGAGAGUUACAGUUCGACUCGUGCGAAGGUACUUGUUUGCUGAUAAAAGGGAAAGCUGCCUGACUAAGAUACAUUAGGAUAGAAAAUUCGUUAUCAGCCGAAGUACCACCUCCCGCCAAUGAUCAGAAAAGUGACAAAAUAGCGCACACACAAUUCCUCAGUGCAUGCAGCCAUUUUUUCAGAAGAGAAACUAGGAAUAUUUAAGAAGUUCGGUUUAGUUCUUUAAUUUGCAAGCUGUUUUGACGCGACCUCUUUGAGCAAAACGUCUUACAAAUGGCUCUAUUUUCAAAGUAAUGCAGUCCACUUGUGAGAAAAAUCGUUUUUGCUAUACCUCGGAGAGCAAAUUUGUAAGUUAUAGCAGAUGAAAUAACAAAGAACCCUUCGUAUGCUCAAGCAAAAUGAUCCUUACAAUGAGGCAACUUUGAGCAUUAUUUCAGACAUUACCAGAGAGGAUAGUGGGCGCCAAAAAUUUAAUACGGAAUACAUGUGUGGAUAAAUUUUGCAGAAUUUGUGAUGGAAAACAUAUUUAAAACCUCGACGCUUUAAGAUUGAGAAGGAGAUUAAUACACGUACUCAACAAACAGCCAAAUGUGACGUUUAGUUACUGUCCCUUAUUCAUCCGAAUUAGUAGUCACCAAUCUAUGCAUUCAAUCCGAACACAGACUGGUUGAGAGAAGUAAGUUUUUAUUAUUUUCAUUAAAACGAGGGCUCAGCGGGUCAACAAAAUCUGUCGAUUAAUCAUUUUCAUUAUUUAUCAGUUCAACUGCAAAAAUAGUACCCGUAAUUAAAGCAAAAUGAAAUGGGCGAUAAGUAGUUAUAACGAGGUAGUUCUAUCAGUGUUUAUCAAAGAGAAUCUCUGACUGCUCGCAUUUGCAGCUAUGUCUUCUCUCUAUACUAGUCAGGACUUUAAAAUUUUGUCGCUGUUGCCUGCAGCCUUUCUUAAACUAAUCUUAAAAAUCCGACAUCAGAGACAAAUAUAUCAAAAACUUAUAUGAUAUCAACGUUUUGGCCUCACGAUAGUAUUGGAAAUCAGCUACUUUUAAAGCCAUUCAAGUCGCCAUAACUAUUACAGUCACGGAGAAUAUCAUUCAGGAAAGAUUCCUCUAUCUUCUACUCACUUAUUCGGCUAGAAUUUCCCGUAAAUAUACUUUUGAUUAAUGCUUUCUCCCAGAACUAUACCUUACACCGAUAAAUGGGAUAAAACGCAUGUUUUAACAAAUGUUGCGUUUGCUACAUUGGCCAUCCUCUUCAUCGUAUUCUAACUCUGUCUCAAAGCGUGACCGGUAAACGAUAGGCAUACGAAUGGGUAUGACUGUUUUUCCUCCAUGGUUUUAGAUGCGUCCGCGAGGUGAACUUAUAAACCGAGAAACGAGAAUGCGACAAAGAUAUUUUGGUGAGGGUAGGGCAUAUAACCGGCCUACACUGGUGUUCCAAAAUCUACCUUCCUGUCUUAUCUUGAUAGAUAUGGUUCAUAACGGUUUGCCCGGUAAAAGGUCACGAAAAGGGUUAUGAAAUACGCGGAAUUUUUACCAUGCUAGCGUCAUUGACGUUUAAGUUGCACGUACCGAACUCCAGGCUUGGGGUAUGGCUACGGUUAUUAUUAGAUUUAAUGUUAAUUUUGGGUUAUUCUUAGGGCUGGGAUGGCCAGGCUUAGGCUACGGUUUAAACUUAGGGUUGAAAAUACGUUUUCGAUUAUAGCCUAUGGUUUUAGGGUUAGGGACAGAAGUAAAUGUUAGGGUUUUGAGACUUGUGUCAUGGCAACGGUCACGUUUAAUUUUUCCUUAAAGGUUUACGAUUAAAGGGCUAGGGUUACCCAUUAGCGGCUUGGCCGCAGUUUGCGUUAGUGUCGUAAUUAAUUAUAGUUUUUGUCUCCUGACAUUAUUAUUGGCAUCGCGUUCAACUUUUACCUGCCCUUGAUUAGUCACAUUGUUAACAUGAAGCAUGGGGCGUUCAGAGAUAAAGUAGAACAAUCCUGACUAUUAUUUCUCAUCGGGGUUCUGUUUUACAUGCAACCUCAGGUGCUAGGUGAGUUUCAAAGCCCGGGACGUCCAUUUUAGUCUUAUGAGAAGGAUGGGUGAGCACAUUAUCACACCUGUUGAAUUUUUAGGAGAAAGCAUUGAGGUUCCAUCGUAGGGUUUCACGGUAUAACUACUGUCUCGGCUGUAGAUAAUAUCUCUUGGCGGGAUCCCAUGGUGAAGCUUGCUGGUGUUCGAAAGACGAUUUGAAAGGCUUCUUUAGCAUCGACUCGAUGAUUUAUUAUCAAAAGAUAUGCAGGGGUAGAACUCAAAAUCGAUCUGGUUUCACUCCUGCCUAGCCAGGUCGUUAUAGGUUCAUGUACUCUCUUCUCCAGAUGUCUCGUUGUACGGUCAAUAUAUCCACCUCCACAGAAGGAAUUAAAUGAAUAAAUAACAUCGAUGUGAACUUUGAUGGUAAUUGGUCUUUACCUCCAAAGCGUAGGAGGAAAGAAUUUGUGAAACAUACGCGCAAAUUCGCCGAGGGUAAAACAUCAGUGGUUGUUGUCUUCGGAUGUUGUCUUAUUAGAUCGCUUGCUGCGUCCUUUUGAAAAGACGGUCUUGUGAACAAGUUUUUUCUUCAUUUGUCGCGAUUGGCUUUACAGUGCGCUGCACAAUAUUUCAAAAGAUAAAUCGUUCUGGGUAUCCGUUUGCGCAGAGUAUGUUGUGCAGCUUCUGAAGUUCUGCUUCAACGGUCUUAGGAGCGCAGCUACGCCGCACUCUAGCUCUUAAUCCCUGAACCAAAAUGGUUUCAUUUAAGUUUUCUAACUAGCAUGUAACAUUAAGCGAACUAAAUUAAUGGACAGAUGCGUGCUGUCUUCUCCUUAGCACCUCUAAGUCUAAACGUAGCGAAUAUAUCACUAUCAGUUUUGGGCAUGCCUAUUCAGCAAUUAUUCAAAGCAGGAUAUCAGUUUGGCAUUUACCGAAUCGUAAAUGGUCCCGUUUUCCGCCAUCUUUCAAAGGCCAACCUGAGGAAAAUGUCGAAGGCCAUCUAAUUUUUUCAUGUUUACUGAAGAGUUAUUAAAGGGAAGCCUUAGAAAUGCAACUUUCGACAUAGGAAGCAAUCAUAAAAACGUCGAAAAUAGGAAUGGUCAGACUUCAUGGUUACUUAGCGACCAGUAAUUAAAUUACUCGCAUCGUAGAAGAAAACACAGACAUUAUGGUGGUACAUGCGUUUAGUGACAUUUGUUUCCCCACAUUUGCUUUUAAAAACAUAGACACUCCCAUCAUUUGCUGGUGUCGUCUGUUAACGUUAUUAAAGGUCAUUUGGUUUUCACUGAAAUAUUAAGGAAAAUAGCAUAUAAGGACGAUUUUCUCUGCCAGAUUUUCCUGCAGGCAAGGCGUUUUUUCUGGCCACAUUAAGAUAAGGUACACGUAGGAAUUUCUGACUACGAUUCAUAUGAGAAAGACAACACAGUUUUAAGACAAAUAAGUGGAAUAUGUGUUAGUCGUUUGCUUUAUUUACUCAUUUGCCUUCCCUCAGUUCACUUUUUGCAUACCUUUGCGCGUUAAUUGACAUUAAGUGGGUCAUUAUUCGCCGAUUUUCGUAGAUUUUUUUCCUCCUUACAUAACACGCUCAGUUGCCUUUUAAACAGAAUCCACGACACAUAACACAUUACCCGUCCACUUAAUUAUAACUCCACGAAUUCAGGACAUUUGACUAUUUAUUCCUAUAAUCCCCCGUUUCAUACAUACGUCGUAAGUGCUGUGCUUAAUCGUAAAAAGUUUGCCAAAGUUCUGGAAUGUGUAUUCAACUCAAAAAGAUUACAUAAGUAUAAUCCCAAGAUGUUUCAGUUAUUUCGGGAUGUCAGCUUUUGGAAGAAUUAUUUGCAGCCGCCUGCAAAUACUACACCCUGUAAAAGUGCCCACUUAAAUUGUAUGAAUUUUCCGCAUUGGUUUUUGAUGCCCCUAUAAAUUCAAAUAUCCUGCACAGAAAACAUGAAUAAAAAUAUUCAUUCGUUUACUCGUUUUGUAAAACAUUACGUAUUUAAAUGUCACAUUUAAAAAACGAUUAUACUUUGGUUUUAAAAAAUGUCUACUUAUGAGAGUAUUUAAGAAUGUGAAAUGGUAGUUCAUAACACAUCGUGUCUCUACAUUAACUAAUAUUGCUUCUAAAGUUUCGAAUAUGGCUCAAAUCCAUUAUCAGAUUUUAUGAACCCCAUACGAUCUCCUCAUAAACGUGUAUGGAAAUGUAGUAGCUUCCGUACAGGGAAAAUAUAAAGCAUAUAUUUUAGCAUCCGUAAAUGCAAAUGUAACGGCAGGUGGGGUUCAAAAUCACUAGGAAAUAUGAAAAACUUUUUGAAACCUAAUAAUGCCCUUUCUUCAAGUACAAAAUUUAAUGAUGUAGUUUUCUUCUAUAUGAAUAAAAGGACGAGUAUUGUUGUGCAUAUUUCCAAUAAAAUGUCUCUAAAUUUUUGAGGCCAUCGAAAAUCAGUGAGGACAAUUCACACUAAUUAAGUAGUCAUUUCUAUAGUAGUGUUUUUGUUGGCGGCCGAAAAGACGUCUGUUCUAAAGCUAGCAUCUCGAAGCAACUGAAUUACUUUGGAACUAUGCUGCUCAGUAAGUAGUAUUACAACACUUUAUAAUCAAACUUUAGAGUCAAAAACCUAUUUCAGAAUUUCAGUUAGCAUUUCAUGAGUUAGCACAUCUACUGUAUGAACAAUUCCUUUGUUCAGAUUGGACAAGUUUCAGUCAUCUCUCCACAUGAUUCUCUUUCUCCCAACAGCUCAUUUUAGAUCAUCUAAACUGCUUUCCGAGUACCCUGAAGCUUGUGCCUGUCUGGCUGCCAGACGACGCAGAGCCGACUGUUUUCUCCACAUCUCCAGUUUACUUCGACUUUAUGGCCAAUACUGACAUGCCAAGCCUUGACUUCAGACUUGUCUUCACAUUCAACGACACCAUUCGUGAAAUCCCAAUAAGUCUACCAAAUCCAAGUAAGUCUGUGCUGAUAUUGAGUGAGAGCAAAAACGGGUGAAUACCAACCCUUGCAGCUAGCAAGUGUGAUAGCUAGGACAGACUAUGAUUGUAGAAAUCAUUUCGAAUUCAAAAUGUGGACAUUCGAAACUCCUCUCAUCUACGCCUAUUACGAGCCCGCUGGACUUUCUACUGUUCAUCGCCUGUUUGGGCAAUUUCUCGUCCAGUUUCCGUAGUUUGGAAGACGUGUUGUCAGGAAGGCUGGAAAUUACAUUUGAGUCCUUUUCUUCAUUCACGUAAAUUGUAUCUUUAUAUUUUGCAUGACGCAUCACAUUCGCAUUAGUACACCACUGGGACCUGGCCACAUCCGCGUUCGUGUGGUUUUCACUUUUUGCUGCUAAAUAUUUGUCUUAUCCAAUAAGACAACUUUCGUGGCUUUUGGUCAACUGCAACAUCCAACUGUUGUUGCAGUUGUUGUUGUUGUUGACGUACCCUAAGCCCCUUGUUUAGAGCUACGUACUUCUGACAGAAGCAUUCGUAAGAAUCCUCUGGCGAAUUGGCACAGGGGUUUACAGAAGCGAACAGAGAAGUUCCAGAAAGCAGGUUAGAACACGAGGAUGCGAUCACUGGAACUAGAAAUUUAUUGGCUUGACGAUUCGGAUUCGCUCGGAGCCAUCCGCAGAUAUAGCUGCAGAUAAGACUUAUAUGGCAGGUUAAGUUUGCGAUUGAUGUAAAUUUAAGUUUAAACUAGGGUCGGGGGUGAAGCUAUAAUCUAGGUUUGCAGGGCAUAUUUACGGAGAUUGCUAAUGAUACCACCAUGAUUGAGGCUAGACACAGGCCUAUAUCUAACGUAGCACCCAGACCUAUCACUUGAUCCCAAACUACGCCUAACAUGAGCUCAAAAGCAUGAUACUGAACUUGCAUUAAACCCCAAACACAUACCUUUGUUAGUGCAUAUGUCUAAAGCCUGACUCUAACGCCAAUCAUAGACUUUCCAAGUUACCCACGGGGGGAGCUUCUUGGCAUAAUAUUCUAUUACUCCCACAACGAUAACAUUUUUGUGAUACAAACGCCACUUCGUGCGCUACAAUUUCGUUCCAGCUUACUAAUUUGUCCUGUCAUAUAAGUUGUACGUGCAUUUUCUGCCUGUAAAAAUAUGCUGCUUGUCAAUAACUGCUUAACUUCCUGUAUUUAAACCUCCGCAACCGUUACCGACACGUAGUUGGACGAGGUUUCUAGGGAAAGACCUUGAAGCAUUCUGCAGUAACUCUCUUUUUAGGUCAAACAUUCCUCAAAUUGCACCCUUAUUGGACCGCAAGCCGUCAUGUUUGCUUUAAAAAGUCAGGAAUGCCCAUUUUACCUCAUAAAGAGGCUUAGAGCGUCGGUUAACUUGAACGGAAAUUACUGGGAGUCCUGAAAAGGUCAGUUUGGCGGCUUAGCACAGUCAUUAAUCGUCAAAUUUGGCCUCUCAAAGACCUGAAGGGCAUGUUUAAAUUUAGUUCGUUUAAGGUGUGUUAGGUGGCUUCUCUGACGUCCAACCAACAGAAGAAGACCCUGUCAGUUUUUUAUAGUCAGGAGAUUCUCCGAUUGUUUUCAAAUCUCUCAGCUAAUAAGGCGGUAUGAAAUCGUCUGAAAACUCAUUUCAGUUGUAAAUACAUAAAGUGGACAAACAGAGACUUCUGGGUGAAAUUUACCCGAAGGGAAAAUAAUAAAAUUAAAUUUGUUUUGUUUUACUACAGAAGCACUAGUAGCAGCCAUACGCACUCUCCGCGUGAUGAAUUGCAACGCCCGGGCAAAGGUCGUGUGCUGAAUAUAGAGGGUGAACCCGUUUAACUUGUUGAUGUACUUAGCAGAGUGCUUCCAUCGGCGUCUGGGCAUAUAGCCCGUGGUGCUGCAGCAUUUAGUCCCUCGUUACUAUAAAUUAACAUUUUAGAUUCCUUAUACGAAUUUUAUCUGUGUCGUUACUGAACGUUCAAACAAUGCUUCAGUGCUAACCUCGCAGGCAAACAAAUUUUAUGAAGGAGGAAGAACAUAAAUAACUGACCUCCCUGAUUCCCUCAUCUGAACGAAGACUAAGAUGGCCUAAUAAUCAAAGUAUUCCGGAGAGCGAACUCUAAUAGCCACCACAGAGUCAGCCAAAAGUGCAUUUUCAGGAUUUCGGAAGCCAGGGCUUCCUUAUAACGACAACAUAGACGGAUGUUCGGAUCGAAUGAUUACCCGCGCAACGUUGUCAAUUGGAGCAUGCGCAAGCAGGGCGAGAGACCAGACUGGCCCUCUCCCAAAUUUAGGCGACCUUCCAGUACGUCAAACACGUCUUAGACGUCGUCAGCCACCCUCUCACGCCACUUGGAAGUGGAGUUAUAAACGGACCGGAGACAACCAUUAGAUCGCACUAUCCCUGCAGUAAAGUCUAGAUUCGCUCACCAGGUCUGUUCCGGUCGUGGACAGUGAAGUUGGGUCAAGAAACUAAGAGCUUAGUUCAAACGCUGGUGGUUAAACACGCAACUGAAUCUUAAGUUACGGUUUAUUUAACGAGACUCGGCUGCAUUUUCCAAUUCGGUUACACCAAAGUUCUCAUGCAAGGGGACAACCGCGGACUGCUUUAGUUGUAGUCUUCCAGAUUCCAGUCAAUUAACAAACGUUAUGACCUCCAACUCCAUAUUCCGCGUUGGUUGCAAGCAUUGUUUUCACCGUGUGCCGUUGGUAAAACAAACUGAUUUAAUAUUCGCUUUCUGAAAAUUUUAUAAUUGUGAAACGUUUAGACGUGCUCGUAUAAAUAUGCCCUAAGCUUACUGAACCGAGGCUUAUUAAUGCAGUCCAUAGCAUGCCGAACCUGAGUAAUAUCCAGUUCAGUUGUGUAUGUGGUACAGCAGGAUUCUCAGGUAGACAUACAGAAUUUAAUUAAUUUGUCUCGGGAACCUGCAUGGCGUUUAGUUUGUAAACCUAAAAACCAGACGAAAACUUGGGCUGCCUUUCAAAAGCUAUUGAUUCUGUUAACAUUUUCUGAAACCCAAUUUCCUUUUCCAGUCAAAUGCUGUACCUGAAGGAGGUGGUUGUUGUUUUAGGGUAUCGAAGUACAUGACCUUUUGGGCAGCCCUUCUAUCUAGUAUGAUUGCAUGCAUAAAAACACGAAAAAUCAACAAAACGCGCGCCGUAUUUUGUAAUGGCAUUUUUGGAUGUGAUUCACACAGGCAGCUAAAAGUGCUCGCCUAACAGCCAAAAUGUCGUCGUCUGACUCGUAAUUAGCCUUGCAACAUCGGCUGCAAAAUAUUUCUAUCGAAAAUUGGAAUAAAAAUAUCUCAUCAGUGCUCUACUCGUUUUCGCGCAUAAAAUUUGAGGGCUAUUAUAGGUUCCCCUGGGGUAUGUAUACUGGAUAUCCAGACUAAAGGCAGUAACACUUUUUGAUUAAUAGAGUUAUCCCAGCAGAUUGAACUGAGAUUGCUUCAGUAAUUCUGGUUGACUUCUGCCCAGCGUUUAGCUUCCAUCGGCAAAUCGAUUGUACUUUUCUGUAAUCAAAGGUAGGGGACCACCGCGCCUUUCGAAAUACCCUUGACUUAGAUACAGUUUACAUUGCUUGGUUGCCUCUGCAGAUGUUCGGCGUGUGUGGCUUUCCUGUCGGAACGCUACAGUUUAGACAUCCUGUGUGUUUGACAGUUGGGAGGGCGCCGCCCAUGCGUCCAUCAGGCAACUGUUCUUUGACUCCAUUCUCACCCCCUGCACAUGCUUCUUUGACUUCAAAUGUCACGCACAAUCUACGUCUGACUGACUUCGCAAGGACUUCUGUUUUGCUACAACAGUAUGCAAAGUGAAGUACUUUCAAAACGUAAUACCCUGCUGCUACUGUUUCCUCGCAUUUCCCUACCUCCCUCCCCGGUGACGCGUGUUCUUCUCCCUUUCCUCUUUUUGUACCUCCCCCCACCUCAGUCAACUGAUGCUAUCACCAACCCUACCGAACCGACCCUAUUAUGCUGUUAUCAUUACUAUCUUGACCUCCAUUAGGAUCUCGCCGAACUUACCUCUAGGUCACUUGAGGUUUCUUACCCGUCAAAUUUUGCCUGACUUGAAAACCUUUCUGCUGAUGUGUCUAUCAUAGCUAUUUCAGACUGAUUGGAAAACGGUACAUCAAGGGCGGGAUGCUCGUAGGAAGGUGCGGAAGAUACAUACAAGUUGGAGAAAAAGACUGCCGCAUGGUUACCCUAAUCGCACUCUUCAAUGACUAAAUUAGUUUGCUGUUCAAUUUCACUAAAUCGUCUUGCUUGAUUACUGAUCUGCGGCUAAAUCACUACAAACCGCGAUCUCAAUGCCAGGCAAUAUUAGUCUAACUCUCGAAGGAAAUAAAUCUGUCCUUACUUUGAAUGACAUUUAAUGGCCUUUUCCUGUCAUUGAUAAGGGUAUCCCAUAGGAGUAGAGACUAGCAAGCGGCUUCCCUAGUCUUUUAAAUAACUCCGAGGACCGUGGAUGUUUGAGGUCUAACGAGAACGCGUCUGCGGGCUCGAUGAAUUUUGGAAAUUUUCGAAGAAGUUUAGGAAAGUCAGUGUUCCACGCAGUUUUUCGUACAGUUUUCAGUUAAGAUGUAAGGUAGAAUUUCUGUAAAUAACCUCGAUAGUUGGAAGACUUUAUUACCGCCAGAUCUAGAAUGACAUCAAAUUUUGUCAAGUCGCGGAUCCUGCAGCAGGCGCAUCCUACAGAAUUUCACAAGGGAAGAUUGUUGUGCCAUUGCCCUUAAAGUUUUAGGUUGACAUAUGCUCGCUAUUUGCUGUUCAAUUAGUCCGUUCUAUCGCGAGGUUGCUUUCGACGCCUAGAAUUCUGUUAUUUUAUGGAGACUUUUGAAAUGUUAGGGCACUUUUAUUUUAUACUCCUUUUCUAGUGAAGGAAAAGUCGAACCCAGUGUUCAACACCCAAACCAGCGAACUCACCUGGCAAACGGUUGCACCUCAACUUAAACCGGCCGUGGAGGAAUAUAAGGUGACAGUCGUCACUACAAGCCUUGUUUGCGGGACGACAGAGAUGCAGGAAAUUGCCGUCCGCUCAAGAGACGAUUGUGAGUGUGGCUUGCAUAUUGCAGCUAUUUGUGAGUGCUCAAUUACCCUCUUCCCUGAAGGACAACGAGAAACGACGAAAAUAGGCUUUAAUAAUUUGGGCCUUGAAACGGAACCCUCAAAGCUGACGGAACCCGCUAGGCGUACUAGGAUGUAAAAUCCUAAGGCAUGGAUCUGAUUGCCCCGAAUGUGACCCAGCAAGCAUUUAGUUAGAUGAGUCUAACUGUACGGAACUACGAGUAUUAACUAGUAUAGGCUCCCUGGGUCCAAAAUCUUCCAUGUAAGAGGUUCGAUAAUUAAAAUUCAACGGAAACGCGUUAACAGCUAGUCUAUAUGUUGACUGAUAAACGUUAACUCCUCAUGGACUGACAUCACUUUUUACCGCUGAAAUUCUUUGGAACCCAGGGCUCAGAGUCUGAUUCAAAACAGCUGGUGUCCGUUCACAUUCCCGCAUCACAAGUUUAGGGUGGAAUGUCCUUCUUGGAGUAGGGGGUUUAUCUGUUACUUAUUUGCUCACAACAUCAUUUUCGAUUCCAUCUAGUGCCAAAAUAGUAGAUAGGGAACAUUUACAGUAAUUACACUUGUUUAGCAAUGGCUGAAAGACAUGCGUCGGUUACAGAUGCUGAAAAAAAUCUUACCGAAAAAGUCGAGCUCCGCAAAGUGUUGUCCUUCAGCUGAGACCGGUUUCGAAACUGCCGCUCAAAACUUAGACUACUACAGGUCUCGCAUGAUUAAAUAAGCAGUUUAUUUACCCUCGUCUUCAGUCCUCAGCCUAAGGUUGGCUUACCAAGUAUCAGGGUCGAGUAUUUACACUUUUUUUCCUCGCUCACAUCAGAUAUGUCAAGAAAAUUAGAACUAGGAUCCUAAAAACCUUUUCUAACACAUCAAAGGCACGUGACAGGCCUUUUGCAGUCAUGCGAAUCGUGUUAGAUUUGCAACUGAGAGUAUUGACUUAGCGAAAAAAGAGAGGGAUGAUAUUUCACUGUUGUACUGGGAAGAACUUAUUACUCAAACUAUGUUCUCUCUAACUUAUUGUUUGCUUUGCAUAAAGGCCCCAGUGAGCGAUGUCGCACUACAAUAUGGACCCCCCAGCAGUUGUCGAAACUCCGAAAUACCCUAUCAAACUAUACGUUAGGUGUAAGCCCCCAGUUCGCCAGUUUCGAUGUCCACUUUUCCUCUGGUCACAUGUCAACUGUAUCCUUCACAAUCGGAGAAUCAGGUUAGUAAGACAGUUUUUAUCUGAAAAAAGUUCAUUGACCAACAUUGAUACAUGUUUCUGUUAACUGUACUAAAUUUCAUGCAUUUGCAGUUCACCUGGCAACUGGAUUUUCAAAAUCUUUGUCUACAAUUGCACGUGACCUGUAACAAUGCAAGCAAUUUCCUCCAGUCAACUGAUAUUUUGUACUCCUAUAAACUUUUAGUUACUUUAUAAAGAAAUAGUUCUUAUUUUGCUUAAUAAGCGUUCCUUCUUUAUUGUUUUUUUAUUUUAGUAGCCAGCCCUUAUCACCGAAAGUAAUUAUCUCAUGGCUUUUAUGCCUAUUUGUAAUCAGUACUUGAUUCAGACACGGAGUACUUCCUAGGAUUUUGUUCCUUUAUCAAAAAAAGGCUGGAUGUGAAUGCAGACACCAUUUUUCCCAGCAUAUUUUCUCAAGACCACCUCUAGUAGCGAAAUAAUAUUAGAGGAGGUUUUGCAGACGGGGCCUUUUAAUGGGGUGGACUAUGCGUUGUAAAUUAUGCGGCAAAACUGGAAAAUCUUAUUUACGUCAUGCGUUUGUCCCAUUAGGGUACGAUGCAACUUCAUAAAACAAUGCUACACGUCCAUAUUUGGAAAGGGUUAAGUAACUGAUCUAGAACUAUCAUAGCCAGUGAGCUUUCGCGAAGUCUGUCAAGGUUCCACGCGUAAAAUCCUUAUUGCCCGCAUUCUUGUAUUAGAGAUGACUUUGCGUCAUAGUGCAGGACGAGUGGAUAUUCCUACUCUACGGAAGAAUUUCCUCUAAACUGUGCUAAGAGCAGACCAAAGGGUCAGCACUUGUCAUGCAUUAACCAAGUUUUAUUGGCUGAUAUCCAUGUGUUUGCUCUAUAAUAUGAUGACUUGACUGUCACAGGAGUUUAGCAUUGAGACUCUGUGAAUCAUGUGUUAGAGGCAUUCUGGCUUCCCGCUGACUUUUUACAUUUAAUCACGUUUUCGAAUUUUAAACACCCACUUUUUUAAGAGAGAUGGGUGCUCACCGAUCAGGUUACGGAACGUGCUUGUUUCGUUGUGCAUUAGGGCUCAUACUAGAACCCUCGCAAGAAGCCGAACGACGACUAGGAAUAGAAGAAGAUGACAUGAUACUGACAAAGACAAUGGAGACCGGCUUUGAAUCUCAAGUGGUCCACACUUGAGGACGGGUAUGACUGGCUGAUGACAGCUAAUAAACCAGAAAUGACCAUUUUGGUCUCCCUUGUCUUUGUCUGCACCAUAUCAUUUGAAGUUGGCAAGAAGGGCAGGAUUUAAUGGUGCCAAAAAUAUUCGUGACGGCUCGUCAGCUGCGUCCUGUCACUUCAUAACACAGAUAACGAGUGGAAAGAAUACAACAGAUUUGAAUUCCUGCAGAAAAUCAAUGCAGAAACAGCAAGGCCAGGGUGUUGGGUAAAGCUGGCUAAUCGAUAAGGUUGCUAACUCAAACCACGUAGCAGAAGAAAGUGAAAAAAGGGAGCGUUAACGAGCAAAAAAUUGAGAGGGGAAGGAGAAUCAUGGAGCUAGAGGCUACCAUGGCAAUGCUAAGUUAACCACGUUUUCCAACUGUUUACAAAGGUCUGGUUGCACCCGUCUUAUAUAGGCCGCCAUUAGGUAACGCAAUGUCCGAGUUUUUCGUGCCCGAAUAAGUACUCGGAAGGAAGUUUUGGGUCGACGGAGUGACCACUAUCAAGGAGGUGUUUCGUAAUGGAGGAACUCGGGAUUUUAUUUUCUCGCCUAAGGUGCCAUCUGGGCAGGUGCUCAAUAGAUCUGACUGCCAACUGCCUUUGCGUUCGCCCAAUUUACUUGCAUCCGCAAACGCAUGUGAAUUCGUAAACACAAUUGGAAGUGGCGUGCAUUGGCAAGGCAUCCUUUGCCCGCGGAAUCGGAAGUGGCUUAGUAGGACUGUAUAAUAAUAGUUCGGCUGCAUUGUACGUCCUUUCAAUUGUAGAACGCAGCCGUCGUUUGAUAGUAUUUAAAAUAUUGUCACCCUUAAAGGGCAAAGAUAUAAAGACGAGCUUUUGGCCGUGUAGAGUUGCGGUAUUUGUGGAUGAAACGUGCUGGAUAUCCUCGCUUAAGUAAAGCUUCCUUGAGGAGUGCAAAUACUGCAUCUAAUGUGUCGUUGGAGCAAAUGUUCCUAGCCCUUUGGCAAAGAGCGUAUACCAAGUUACAUUUCCAUUGUGUGGGUACAGAACUCAAAAAUGCAAGCAAUGUAUCUUCCAAGUAUUCUUGUGGAAAACGGAACGUCCAUAAAGUCUGGGAGCAUAUGAACCCCUAGGUCUUAGGGAAAACGCUGUUUUGGAGUCCAACAGAUUGUUGUCCAGCAACUUUUUAAUUAUUUUCCAGGCAGAGUCCUCCAAUGCCUUGGUAUCUUCCUUUCCCGACGUUUCUAAACGGAAUUUACUCUGAUCACGUAAAACAGCCCCCAGUUUGUCACGUAGUCAGUGCGAUGUAGAAUGACAGCCCCAUACCCCUUGUCAGGUUUAGAAAUUAUUAUUUGUUUAUGAUGCUUAAAAUCAAAUGGGACGGUCAUGUGUUCGUUAGUUAUAGGUGUACGUUGUGUUGUUGGAGCUCUGCGGUACUGGUGCGAAAUAUCAAUAAAUUUUGCUUUCAGUCAGCCCACAUCGUCAGAAGGUCUGGGUAUUAACUCGGAUAAUUGAGAAUUCAAGUCCUCGUCUUACUGUUCCAUUGUUUAUAAACAUAUAUAUGCAUGGAAGAAAAGGCCGUCAUGAAAUCGAAUUGUACUCGGGAAUUUUCAGGCUGUUUACAUCAACCCGCCCUUAGACGAAAUAAAUAGUGUGGAGUGGGAUAGCCGCAUUAGGGGGGUUGAAAUGUAUAUUAACGUAGACGUCGGAAGUUAAGGGAAGGUGCUGAAAGUUUAGUUGUGGUUCGCAGUGUCGGUAAGGUGCUAAAUCAGUGAAAUGUUGCAUGAUCGAGCAUACUUUUUUGUUAUUGCUUGCAAGACAAAUAUGUUCUUGGGGAAAGGUAAGAAAAGUAGAGCAUCUUUUCGACGCUGGUUCCCCUGGUCUUCGUCAAACGUUGACAAAAAGGGCUAUAACCGGUUAGCGCUUCCAAUCUACGUAAACAAAUCGACAUUUGUUUGGUUUUUGCGAUAGGAAGCGGCCGCAUUGUACGUCAUCAUGUGUCGAUUAGUUCUUCUCUUCCAUAUUUCAUUGGGGUUUUUUACAUGGCAUCAAAUUCAAUGUACCAGUUGAUGCAUGACUCGUGUGAAUGCACGACUUUAAGAAACUUUUGGCAUUUUUGGUAAAACAGACACCGACAAUAAGAGCUUUGUCCUAGGCGGUGUGCCCGUUAUCUAGAAUAUGCAAGGACGUUUGGGACGGAUGGUUUUGCCUCCUAACUGUCAGCGGAUACUCGUGGAUGUAUGUAGAGGCGGAUUUUCCACUUGACUGCGGUAUACGGUAUCGCAGGCACCGCACGGAAACUCUUAGACGACUUCCGUCUUAGUGAGAUAUCCGGCCUUGUCCUUAGGAUGUACGAGCUGAAUGCGAACAGUAGUCGUCGAUUUGUGCUCCCAUUGUAUUUGGUGUUUCCUCUAGUGUCUUUCGACGAGUUCAGGCACAUUCCUAAUGUACGAAUAGGCUUGUCAGAUAUUUACUAUGAGCACCUGAUUAGAACUAGCUAGUUCCCUUUCUUUUAAAUCCUGUUGUUUCAUGCAUCGACGUUCGACGCCUCUAGGGUAACCAUUAUAUUAUUUCUAAUUGGAGCUGUUUUGAGCUAUUACCGCAUCAGCAAAUAAUAGCAUGCUAACAUUAUUAUCUACCUUGAAGCAGACAUCAGAAGCGUCGAGUAGUUGCCCUGAAAUAUUACUCAAACUUGCAUUCGAAUACGAAACUGUGGUCUACUCUUAUCUAGGUCCAUCCGAUUUGAAGGCUGUCUACGAAAGUGAAACACCACGAGAACAUAUUGUAAGCCUGGAACCCUUUCAAUCCGUGUCUUGUGAUAUGGAGGUCAACAGAUCCGCCUCUGAACCUGACGCCACUUUCGAAAUUAAGUCCUUUGGCAUUCUGUCAAAUGGCAAGUCUCAGAUUCCGAUUGAGGGAGUGUCUUUCACAAAAGUGGAAGACACAGAUCCGCGGACGCCCGGUGGUAUGUACCGCGUGGAGAAUCUCCUGCCAGGAAGGGAAUACGAGCUUAGGGUAAGUUUUUUUUCAGUCUGGGCUAUCUAAACUUAUGAAAAGGUGCUAUUCGAGCAAUGUGUUAGUUCAUAACAAGAUACGGCGAGCAUACGCGUGUGUUCCAUAGAUUCUCAUCGGGCCUGUACAUUUAUAUGCGUACGAGGUACAAAGUAAAGCGUGUGAGCGACAAAAGCCAUCGACUACGGUCCGUCUUUUCAUAGGGGUAUGUAAAUAGAGGCGGGGGAGAGGAGGCGGUGAGGGAGAGGGAGGGCUAGGUAGAGUCGCGUCAUAAGGGAGGGAGGUGACGGGGGCGCGGCGAAAUGCAUGCAGUUAAUCGAUCUCUGGCCAUGGCAGACGCGGAGCGUGCAAGAGGUCCUUCUGCGCGCACAGGACUGGUCUGCGUAGCCUGAUGGCAGUCGCUUCUGCUGUUGCUAGUAGGCGCUGACCCAGUCGCUUAGGAUGGUAAGGAGGGACAUUGUAAAUCACAUGGAAGGCUUUGUUGGGAUCAACACGAUACUCAAAAUCAACCAUGUGUGUGAGGAUGGGGCUGCGUACGCUCAUAACUUCACCCUUCCUCAGCCAUGCCGGCAGGUGUUCUCGUAUUCUUGUGGAUAGGCACCGAUUCGUGCGACCUAUAUAUCCUGUUCCACAGAAGCAAGUAAAAGAGUAAAUGCACAUGCAGGUGGUUGGAUCUGGUAGCCUAUCCUUUCCUUCCCGCAUAAGACGGGGCUGAUCAAAAACAGUACUUAAACUCUUGCUGUCGGGAAGGUCCGUGAAACGGCCAGGUCACGGCGCCUUCUCAGGAAUGCUCUCGCCGCGUCCCUUGAAAAAGAACUUUAAAGAGCGGAGUUUUCCUAUCCGCCGCCGGUAUGAUGAGCUUUGCUGGACGUUCGGCGAGAUUCCUUAUAAUAAAUCUGUCAGGAUACUUAUUCUCUCAAAGCAGGUCCUAGAUUCAUCUACGUUCUUCAUCAAAGCCAUCUGUCGAAAAAAACUUUCUUGCCCUAUGCACCAAACAACGGACUAGAUUACAUUUCUGUUGAAGGGGUACGAAACUGUAGAAGUUCGUAAUAUUGCCCAGACAAGGUGUCUUUUCGAUAGACGCUUUUUCGAAUUCUGCCGUCAGCUCUUCUGCUUAGAAGGACGUCUGGGAAAGGCAUGACGCCUGCCCUUUCCACCACCAACGUAAACCUGAUCGACGACUGUGCUUAAUUUGCAGCUUCUCAGAGGGUGAUUAUGUUGAUUUCCCUAGUGGCUAUUGCGAAGAUUUCUUCAAAGUAGCGACCGUAAUGCCUUAGCUUAUUGAUUUGGUCGUUUAACUGAAACCUCUUCAGCUUACACAUGAAGGCAUCGGCUAGGAUAGAACCAAAAAGCGAUGCCAUAUCAACUCCGUCUAUUUGUCUAUGUAUAUCUGAUUGUCAAAAAGGAACUGCAUAUUUUGUUUGAAUUAUAGUAAAAAUCCCCUGAAUGCGUUCGUCGUAAUACCUAUUUUCUGGUGGUUGGUUGACAGAAAUUCAAAUAGGUACUCGGCUGUCUCUGUGACCGCAACGCUUGUGAAGAGUACUGAGGCAUCAAGUGAAAACAUCACCAUACCAUUUAGGUUUAGGUUUUUAAUGUCAUCAAUUAAUCUGAAGGUAUCCCGAUGGCUAUGUGGUGCUAGUUGAUACUGUACAGACUUUAGUUUUUCUGCUAACCACAUCUCUACCGCAUGAUAGUGAGAGUUGCGUACGUCCAAGAUCGGACAGACUCGUAGGCCAUUCUUGUGGAUAUUCGGUUGACCAUACAAUCAGGGAAUGUGUGUGCCUACUGAAUGAAGGUUUUCGAGUCCGCGAUCGUUUAUGAAGUCUUCUCCUUGGAGUCUACGCAGGCAUUCGGUUAGUUGUGACUCUACUUCGUCUGUGCAAGCUUUUCUUUGCCAUCUUUCUUGAAUUUCUUCUGUUCUGACAAUAUGGACUGUAUUUCUGUCACAUAAUCCGACCAUUUUAUUAUAACAACGCCUUGGUUGUUAGAACUUCAAAUGUAUUGCCUUUAAACUCGAAGUACAUAGCAGCCAAAUAAACCAUGUUUGUUUUAACUAUUAUCUGAGAUGGAUGACGUCGCUUUUACCUUUUUUCAAUUCCUGGAAUUCAUGCAACAUGUAGUUUCUUAAAUAUACGCAAGUGUUAGGUAUACGGUGAGUGGUGACCGACCAUGGGCAUUUUCAAGCAAUUCUCUUUCGUCUUUUGGUUUCAGGGAGCCAUCAAGUAUCCAAGUGGGAUAGAAGAUGAGAUGUCAAAGGAGAUUUUAUUUAUCACGCCUGACGGUAACUUCUACGAACACCCCGUUUCGUACUUAUAAUCUAAGAUUUUCAGGACUGUAGAAGCACAUUCUUCAUGAGGUAUUGUCUCGUCUAUUUAGAGAUUUUGGUCGACGUUGAUGAGGCAAUAAAGGAGCUGGGAGAAGAAUUACAACUUAACUGUAAGGCGUACGUCGGAACUCAAAAUGACACCCAAAAGGAGGUUUUAUGGCUUCGUAGUGACAGAUCACGACUCCCCGAGGGUGCCUCCUCAAGGACGAACCGGACGCCUAACGCCGAUGGCUUCUGCACUGCCACACUGAUGAUUCCAAAAGUCGAAACUUGGCAUGCAGGCGAUUACGGAUGUUUUGUGGAACCGCCGGUUGAAUUUUUCCUCCAUGUGCCGGCACGAUCAGUCCUAUUUACCCUCCGGGUAGGCGGUAAGUUACCCCUGUCAAUCAACUUACCUUAAAGAUUACUUCAUUUGACGUUUUAAGGCAUUUUCAUUUAGCCAUCAUUGAUGCAACCUAGUCUUUCAUGAAACAAUUGUGUUACCAGCAGAUUAUUUCUGCCUACCGCAUUUUUGUAAACUUUUCUAGUCAAACAGGUUUCUACUGAAUUGUCUUGUCCCCUUGCACCAUCUCUCCCCUUUUGCUGUCGAAAAAAAUAAGCAUCGGAAAACAGUUUUUGCCUCGCAAUUGCAUCUUUUCGCAUUUUAUGCUACAGUCUUAUGACAAGUUAAUAUACAGAAUACUGUUUUACAGUUGCGAAAAUUCGCAUUUGAAAGUACAAAGGACAAUUGGUUAACAUAGCUCUGCUUUCGAUAACUUUUCUUCAGGCCUGUACAUUGAUUUUGUUGUUGAAGUAAAUAUUAAAAAGGAUCGAGUAAGUAGAUAAUUAUGCUGUAGCUCGGGUUUUAAGGAGGGGUGAGAGAGAAUUACCAAAAUUACGCUUAGUUUCAGGUGGAUAAUGGUCACCGGGAAAGGCAGUUAUGCGCAAGUGGCUUUUUAGCUCCCCAGAAAUCAAUCAUUAAUUUGAAGUAAACAGGUGUAUUAGAGACUUAUAAACUCCGGCUGCAAUUUUGCAUGCAGCGGAGUCCAUCAGCCACAACGGAAUAACCGUGUACUACUUAUGAACUGUCGACAGGCAGCCAGUAGUAUAAACAGGUUACACGAUAAACCAUACUUUAUUAAACAGGUACUAGCCAAAAGCCCAGACUCGUGUUUCUCCGACAUUCUACCGUUGCUAUCCGGAGUUCGGUUUAUCAGUGUUCCACGUUUGCGCUCCGGUAGACACUCCAGUCUUGAAAUUGCAGGUUUCCAAGUUUCUUAGAAAUUACUCGCCAACGUGGAGUAACUCAGUCUAGUUGAGACUUAUAGAUUGAGACUGAAAUUAUUUAUGACCAUUUGGGCCGAAAUCCUCCGCUACUUAUGAGGAAACAAAAAAAGCUGCAAUCUCAAAACUGGAGUAUCUAUCAGAAAGCACGGGGGAACGCUGGAGGGCUCGUUUAUUAGCAGAGCACCUCGCAACUGUGUCAAGCAGCGGCAGAAUGUCAGAGAAAAGCGUUUCUGGACUUUCGACUAGUGCUUUUGCUGUCAAGUAUGGCAUGUCGUGCAAAGAUGGCAUUACUGACUCAUUAAAAGGGAAAACAAAUUUUAUUUUAAUACAGCAGGUGUGCUAACUCAUGCAAUGCCUUUUCAUUUCGAAAAGAUUAAUUAAGUACGGUUGUAAAACUAAUCAUCAUGCAAUGUAAUUCUUUAAUAAUUCAGUUAUCACAAGAUGUCGGCUGUAGAACAAACUCCUCUUCGGUAGCAUGCAAUAACCAUACUCUGUAAAACAUGAUUACUUAUGUGACAUGCAUUUUUCUCGUUGAUUUUCUAUGCCCUUAAAAAUCCAUUGUAUUUCACGGAAACCAUAUAUAAAAUAUUUAUUCUCUUGCUCAUUCGGUAGAAAAUAAAGGUUUCUUCAAAUUUUAUAGUUUCAGACAGGGUAUAAUUCGAUUGUAAAAAACAAAAAACAAAAAAACAAAAAAACAAAAAAACAAAACAAAAAAACAAAAAAAAACAAAAAACAAAAAAACAAAAAACAAAAAAACAAAAAAAACAAAAAACAAAAAAAACAAAACAAAAAACAAAAAACCGACAAGGCAACGGGCUCGUGGCCCGGUGAGUAGAGGCGUUGACUUCUAAACCAACAGGUCGCGAGUUCGAGGCUCGGGUGUUCCACACUUCGGGCUUGGGUAUGGCUGGCUGACGACGGCUAAUAAGCCAGAAAUGGCCAUUCCAGUCUCCCUUGUCUUUGUCGGUAAUAUCAUUCUGCCUAUAUUGAUUAUUGUGAGAUUUUGUAACAUCUUGAAAUGGCCGUUCAUAAAUCGUCAGAUCUCUGCAUUUAGCAAUGUGGUUUGAAAAGUUAACAACAUGGCCCAAAUUCGCUGCUAAAUUUUAUGAACCAUAUAUAUUCUUCUCUUACUAGCGUCGAGAAAUGUUUGGUUUUCUGUACGCAGAAAUUAUACGGCUAGUAGUUUGGAAACUCUGAAUGCAAUUGUAACGGCACGUCGGGGGUAAAAGUAUUCGGAAAUUGAAAAAGUUUGCGAUAACCAAAUUAUACCCUUCCUUAAAGAAUGUAACCUGAAGGGGACGUUAUUUUCUACCGAAUGUGCCAGAGAAUAAAUAUCUUUUUUAUGGUUUCCAUAAAAUGCAAUUGGAUUUUUAAGGGCAUAGAAAAUCAAAGAGAAAAGUGCAUGUCACAUAAGCAAUCAUGUUUUACAGAGUAUGAUCGUUGCAUGCUACCGAAAAGGAGUUUGUUCGACAACCGGCAUCUUGAAGUAACCGAAUUAUUAUAGAAAUAUGCUGCAUGAUGAUUAGUUUUACAGCCCUACUUAGUUAAUCUUUUCGAACUGUAAACGCAUUUCAGAAUUUCGUUCGACAUUUCAUGAGUUAGCCCACUUACUGCAUGUAUGCAUUUACAUGCAUAUGUGAUGUGAGGCCAUCAGCACAGACAAUGGAGACGGGGUUGGGCAUUUCUGGUCAACCAAACGUCCUCAGGUCGUUUUGUCCAAACCCAGAUCUGCCAUACUCAAACCUUUAUCCCGCGUUGUUUGGCCAGCUGUCUCUUCCUGCAUAUAUUACUAGCCUCUCUGUUAUUACCUGUUAUGACAUUGUAUGAGCCCUGAGGCAUGGCAUUAUGAACGGAUCCAGUAGUUCAAUCGUACUGAUAUAUAUAUAUACCAGCGAGGAGGGACGACAGAAAAUGCAGGUAGACUGAUACAGUACUGUUUUGGGCUCAUUUUGCCUCUUGCCACGGACCCUACUAAAAAGCAGAGUACGGCGAUUGAAAAAGUUCUAAAACGUCUCACAGGAAAGAAGCAAAUAUCAGGAGAUAUUGCCAAAUCCUUACGACAAACUGAGCCAGUCAUUGCUAAAAUCUAUGGACUGCCUAAGGUUCACAAACCUGAAAUACCACUGCGACCGAUAGUAUCGUUAAUCGGUGCACCUAAUUACAGGAUUUCUAAAUGGCUAUUCCACAAACUCUAUCCGUUGACAAAGGAUUGUGAAACAUCAAUCAAUAAUUCGGCUGAGUUUCUGGACAAAUUACAAGGACUGAGAAUCUCAGCAGAUGAAAUAAUGGUAUCCUUCGAUGUCGUUUCUCUGUUCACCUCCAUACCAUUGGAUUUAGCCAGACAAUAUACAGAGGAACGUCUCCAGUACCACGACAUGGAUAUCCCUGCAUCUGCUUUGUUAGAACUCUUAGACCUUUGUCUAGAAACGAACUUUUCAUUUGCACAGGAAUACUACCAGCAGCUGAAGGGAGCCCCUAUGGGAUCACCCAUCUCUGGUUUUCUCGCAGAAAUCACGAUGCAGAAGCUAGAGGCUAUCGCCUUACCACUAGUUAACCCCAAAUUAUGGGUACGAUAUGUUGAUGACACGUUUGUCAUUGUGAAAAGUGAUCAACUGGAAAUAGUCCACAAUAUUAUAAACUCAACACUUCCAGGAAUCACAUUCACACUCGAGAAGGAGGCUGACAACAGACUCCCAUUUCUUGAUGUCCUCGUACAGAGAAAACCUGACGGGACAUUUCAUACUUCGGUUUACCGCAAAGAAACCUACGCGGAAGUUCUUUUGCAUUACGAGAGCAAUCACCCGAUCUCUCACAAAAGGAGUGCCGUGAACAGCCUCCUUGCCCGAGCAAGAACUCACUGCUCUGACAACGAAACAUAUCAAACAGAACUGAAGUAUCUGUUCAAACUGUUUUCCCAGAAUGGGUAUCCUAGAUAUUUUGUACACCGAUGCAUGCGACGACAGGAGUUAAAAGAAAAAGAGAAGGAACUAGAUUGUUCCGAUCAGGCGCCUAAACCAAAAAACUGGCGAACACUUCCAUACAUUAAGAAUGUGUCCGAACUAGUUGAAAGACACCUGAAGAAGCACCAAAUUCAUGUGGCGCACAAACCGACGACUACACUUCGUAACCAGCUUGUACACCCUAAGGAUAGGGUUGGCUAUUUAGAUAAGAAGGAAGUCGUCUAUAAGAUACCAUGCAACACCUGCAAUGCAGUUUACUGUGGUCAAACUGGGAAAUCGGCCUCUACGCGAAUACACGAACAUCAGUUGGCCGUAAGAAGGCGCGACUACUUGUCCCAAGUUGCCAUGCAUACGUUGGAAACGGGCCACAAAUUCGCAUGGGACAGGACUCGCAUUGUUGGUGUUUGUUCAUCAAAAAAGGGCCGUGAAUUUUUAGAGGCCAUCCAUUCUGACAGCGCGUGCAUCAAUCGACACGUAGAAUUGGAUACGGUGUACAACAGCCUCAAAGAAAAGUGGAAAAGGCGUUAGCCAAUCAGAACAUCACACCAGCAGGAGUAACAAGGCAAAAUCGAUUUUUCGGCAUGUUUAAAUGUUAACUGUGUUGCACACUUACUUCACGUCUGAAGACGACUUGGGGAACCAAGUUCGAAAAUUUACAAUAAAACUUGUUUAAUAUUUCCCAAAGAGCUGUUUUCUUUCGAAUUAUGAUUCUUGGGAUGCCUGUUUUCCAAUAUAUAUAUAUAUAUAUAUAUAUAUCUAUAAUUAUGAUAGUGGGCGCUCACCGAUCAGGUUACGGAACAUGCUCGUUCCGUUGUGCCUUGGGGCUCAUACUUAAACCCUCGCAGGCAGUCGCACAGCGACUAGUGAUAUAUGUUCCGUAACCUGAUCGGUGAGCGCCCACUAUCAUAAUUAAUAUUCCCGAUCACAACCGACAGGACAACGGGCCCGUGGCUCAAUGGUAGAGCGUUCAACUCCAUGACCAAAGAUCCCGGGUUCGAAUCUCAAGUGAUCCACACUUGGGGUUGGGUAUGACUGGCUGAUGACGGCUAAUAAGCCAGAAAUGGCCAUUCCGGUCUCCCUUGUCUUUGUCGGUAUUACCUUUCCAUAUAUAUCUAUAUAUGUGUGUAGAAUGGUACUACCGACAAAGACAAGGGAGGCUGGAAUGGCCACUUCUGGCUUACUAGCCGUCAUUGGCCAGCCAUACCCAACCCCGAAAUUUGGAACACCUGGGGCUCGAUCCCGCGACCUGUUAGUUAGAAGUCCAACGUCUCUAACCACUGAACCACGGGCUCGUUGUCAUGCCGGUCGCGAUCGGAAAUAUACGGUGCUAGAGGAGCGGUCACUGAUUGUGUUACAGAACUCACUCCUCCCGUUGUGCCUUAGGGCUCUCUCUCUCUCUUGAGCCCAACCAGCAGCCGCACAGCACCCAUGACUCAGUGGUUGGAAGCGUUAAGCUUUUAACCAACAGGUCGCGGGAUCGAGCCCCAGUUGGAUAUGACUGGCUGACAACGGCCAAUAAGUCGGAAAUGGCCAUUCCAAUCUCCCUUUUCUUCGACGGUAAUACCAUCCUGCUUAUAUCACACGCCGAUGUGCAGCUGUUGGUUCGGCUUCAGAGAGACCUAAGGCACAACAGGAUCGGUGAGCGCCCUCUACUAUUAAAUAUAAAGCCGCAUAAGUGGCGCAAUGCAAAUAUAAUAAGACCUGGGAUCUUAUUCCUUGGAUGGGUACCCUAAAAUAAGGGAGCAGCAUGGAUCAGUUUGCAGAUCACAUCUUUCAUGCACUUAACGCAUAUUUUCGUUCUAGUACACGUGUGUCAUUAUGGAUAUGUCAUGCCUAGUUGACGUCCGCAACCUUCAAAAUUACAUAAUUUGCGCAAGCCAAGACCUCUUUAAGUACGCUUCAUCACCACUCUUAGGCAAACAAAGGAGGAGUUGUGAUGACGACACAAUUUCGGUCUAAAUUCGACUUUCCUCGCGGUAAUCAGGCAAUAAGUUGUCUAAAUCGCUUACAUUUGUCUCUUCGCAGGUCUGACAUUAGACAAAAAGCAGUACAAAGCCAAACGGGGCGAAACCGUCGAGGUAGUCUGCUCAACUACCCAAUUUGGCCCUCUUACCUGGAUACUUGCUGAUGGAAGACAUGCGCCAGUGUACCCAUCCGCUUCAAGUGCUCCCACCGCUGAACCAGUCUUUGCAACGCCUGAGAGUCCGCCAUCGGACAGGAGUCAGGCUCUCCGGUUAUGGAUAAAAGAGGCUGCAGAAAGCACAGAAGGAGACUACGUCUGUUCAAUGAAAAACGAGUCUAACAGUGCUGAAAUCACACAGCGCUUUAAACUACAACUGAAUUCAAGUAUGCUUUUCAAACAAUUUUGAAAGUACAGCUAGAUUACUGGGGUUAUAUUCAGUAGCUAAUUUAUACGGAUAUAAUGGCACAUGCUGUCAGCUAGUCUUUACAAUCCACCCUGUGUCCACGCCACAAACAUUAGAUAGUAUUUUAAUGUGCAGAAGGCAUGCUGAUGAUUCUCGGCUGGAAGCAAAGCUGAAUUCGCUUUGUUCUGUUGACAGCUCAAAGUCAGCAACAUAAUUUUGUGUUUUCCGAGCUAACGACAAGAUUAUCAUGAAUGGAACCGUUGCCUCUUUUUAAACCGAAAAAUUUUGCCCAUAAAUUAACACAACAGCGGGUGCUUCCACAAAGGCCAAACCUUUUUUAAAAGACAAACUUACAGACCCAGGUGCAUCAAGGAACCUGAAUGAUGCCUUCAAAUAUGCCAAUAUAUCAAUGUUUGUUAACCCACAUUUAAGUGGGCAAGUGGCGACAAAAUUUGAAGGUAACUUUAGAAAUUGCGUAUCGCAGCAGGUAUUAAUCGACCCCAGACUCGGUUUUCCUGCAAAUGCGGAUACUGUCUGCUGCUGUUGUUCAGAAGCUUCGUCGUUUUUAGAUCAUUAACCUAAGCUAGUUACUUUUUAUUGGUGUUUCCGGGACAUUUUAUAAGAUGAGCUUGAAGAGCGCGCAAAAACAUGCAAAUUCAUAUCUGCUGCUUCUUGUGUUCCUUUUUAAGAAUUUUUAACCUCCUUCGUCCUUAUUACUCUCUCAAUGCCUUUCUUUGGAUGAAAUUUUGGACCAAGACCCACGCUGACCCUGGGCGGAAUUGCAUGCUUGUACGGAUUUAGGGCGAAGCAUUAGCGCGAAGUGAUACGAAGGGGCUAGAUGUAUUUGCAGGCCAUGGAUCAUCAGAUGCUGCAAUGCCUGUCUGGGGCACGAUGUAUCUGUCAAUUCUUGGUGUAACUGUGUUGAUACACCGAUCUUCCACAGUUGAUAGGGGAUCAAGGUUUUAAGUCACGAAACAAAACUGUCAGAAAGCCAAUUUCAAGUGGAUACAAUCAGGGUACUCCGUUUCAAGCACACAAAAAAACCUUACCCCAAGGUAUUUUUAAAGUGAACUGCAGUUUUCGAGCGAUAUUGGCAGUUGGUGGUUCGAACAGUAGCCUCUGAAUCCAUCAUAAGGCUCCGUGUCACCGCAUUACAGGCAAGAAUCCUAAAAUAUUUCUUCCGUUUUUCGUGAUCUUAGAAGUUCACUGUACUAUAAAAUUGACAUUUUAAUUGUCCGAGUGCCUUUUGUAAAACGGCCCGAUGUAUCUGCCAAAGCAGGGGACUAAGCCUUUUAGUUAGUUUUAUUAUUCCUAACUCAAACUCUUUUUCUUACUAGGUGGAAGCCUCACACCCAAGGGUAGGCUGGCAUGGGUAAAGCGAUUAAUCACAGCACCGUUUCACACGCACCCUGCCAAUCUGUUUGAUUUUGUGGCAUGAUUGCACAGUCGACUUGCAGUUCCUCAGAGAACACAGCUCAUCAUCCUCCCUUUCUCUUUAUUCAGUGUGAAUGCAUGCGGUAACAUUUCAUGACUGUUCUUUUUUCGUUGAAUACCGAAUGCCCUUGUCACUCGAUAUCCACUUUCUCGCCGCUUUUUCGAGGGUUCGGUAUUGUGAAAAUAAACACGACUCCUGUCACAUUCGGCGAAGAGCAUGUAUUUACGUGCAAGGCAGAAUCACCGAACGGGGUUCAUUCAAUCAGAUGGUACUGGUACCGACCAGAGGAUGCCGUGUUCGAAGCAAUAGAAGGGACACGCAACGGCGUGUCGGCCCCUGCUGAUGUGAACAUCUCCAGCAUCUCCACCCUACGCAUUCGCGCUCUGCCAGGCCUCCAGGGCACUCUUGUAUGUGCACUUAUCCCCCCAGAUUGGGAGUUUUCAGAAGAGUCAGAGAUUCCGUACUACGCCAUGUCCGAGAGUAUCCUUGCCAGGGCGGAGACGGAAGUUUCCUAUGCUGCAUGUGAGUGUUCGAUUCCUCCUGAAUACUUUCGCAAUUUCGCCAGACUGUGUUUUGUAGAUGCCACCUGCACUUCUUCCCACUCCAUCAUCACUCAAAGGAAGCUGAGCUUAGUAGCAUGUGUUCACUGACAUGAAGGAAUUAAGCCUUUUACCUGUCCAGGAAAUAUUUUAGUUUCUGAUAGGAAGGUUCUUUCUGCAGCCUGGGAAGAAUCUCCACAACGCCAUUCACCAUCCAGCUGUUGUAUCUUAUCACAAGACCUAACUGGUUGCCCGUAGGGGUAAACGGGAGCAAUCCACAUACUGUCAAUAGAAACGAAGAGACGAGUCCCAGAAAGCAGUCUUGAAGAAUGAGACACGAUCGCCAGGACAAGGGCUUUAUUAGCCUGACGUUUCGGAUUCCUGCUCGAACCUAUCACCAGAGACAAAAGCAGAUAAGGAUGGUUCAUGCAUACUCAGCGCUGAGACUUCGCCUAGAUGGAGUAAUUGGCCACGCGGGGGGCGCACAAGUGAACACUUUUUCCAACACCAGGGUCAGCGCGUCAGAUGGUCGAGCAAUCGUCACACCAACAUCCAACGCACGUGAUGAAAUUGCAGCACUUAACGACGCCAAUGUCGGCCAUCACGCCACGUGCGACGAUCCCUGAUGAAGGGUGGGAGCCGUCAAUAUUCGUAGCUGUGCGGUAGCAUGGCGACUGCAUCCUAUAAAUACUGCAGCCCCUUAUGCAUGAAGUACCUGUAUCUGCUGUUGUCUCUGAUGAUGCGUUCGAGCAGGAAUCCAAAACGUCAGGCUAGUAAAGCUCUUGUCGCGGCGAUCGUUUCUCCUUCAAAAAUCCACACACUAGCAGCCAAGCUGGAUCACCCCUUUUGUUUCAAGGCCUGGCGCGCUGUAUGGGAGGCUGGAUCGUGUGUGGCACGCGUAGACAAACCGUCCUGCUCUGCCACCCAGUCCCCGCAUCAGCUGACAGACCGGCUUUGUCCUCCUCUUAGGACGUACAGUCAGAUUGCAAUGGCUCCUUCUUAACGUGUCUCCUACAGAACUUUCAUUCAGUUGGGAUAAGAUCCGCAACUUUUUCUUGUUGUGUGAAAACCUGGCCAUUCGUUCGCAGACCAGACGUGCGUUGAACUCGUAGAAGAAUUGCUUACCCCUGUCAUGCUUUGCGCCUGAACCCGCCUCGGGCAUUCUUGACUCCGUGUUGACACCGGGUCCAGGUGGGUGUAGGGGGUGAGAAUGUUUUUUUUACUAAUAAUAAUUUUUAUUCCAGACCCAUGGGGGUCCUUUCAUAGCAAGUAAGAAUAACUUUUACAUGAAUUUUGGGACAGGUAAACAGAAUCCAUACGAUACUUAAUUCAUUGUUAUUAAAUAAGUAGUAUGUUAGGAAGAAUGAUGAGCAAGCAGUGAAAAAACACCCAACAUCUAAACAAAAUGAGUAUGACUGGACAAACACUAUAGGAGAAAAAAUCUCUCGCUCCUAAAUAUAUAAAAAACAGGCAGGACCGGCCUGUGUGUGGCAGUAUAUAAUGAAUUUUAUGAAGGGGUAAGUAGGCGGGUCAGUCAGGACUGGCCUGUAUGUGGUCUUAAGUAAAAAGGUUCGAAACGGGCAUCAUCAAGGCAAAAUUCAUAUGUCGGGUGAGGCCAUUCAUGUCAAAGUGGCGAACUGAAAACCAGUCUCGAGGCGAUAGGAGCCCAGAUGCGAUCAGUUAAAGUCAGCCGAGUCCAGCCGAGGAGCGUGCAAGGGAGAUGCCACCAUACUACUAGUGAUGGACGCUGCGCAAGUCUGCUGUCAUUAUAAACCAAUUCACGCGCAAUUCACUAUCCCUGCACCUGUCUUGUUGUUGGCCACACUCUGACCGUAGUCGGAAUCGACUGUUAAACUGUCAGUCAGUUAUCGGAUGCUUAGCCUAACUGCAUUGUUCCAAUCAGGCUUCGGCGAACUAAAGGGUUGCAUAGAACUCUCUGAGGGACAAAGGAUGUGGCAGUACCUUUAAAACUGUACAGGUGUCCACUGGUACCUCGAGACCUCGGAAUCCCAAUCUAUAAUACUCACGGUCGAUAGUGUAGCGGAAGGGAGACGGAGAAAAGUACUUUUCUACAACCGGAAAUCACGCUUCCACGUGAUCGCAUAUAUUUUUACUUGCAUCUGACGAGGUAAAAUCUCGCGGUUAAGAUGCUAGAGCGUUUGACAAAUAUUUCAUGUUUCAUAGAUGUUUUGCCAUAUUUUGAAUAAUUCAUAUGGAUACAAAUGUGAAAACUCGGCGCCUCGGUGGGUUUCGAACGCACGCAGUAAAGAGCAGGCUUUAGUACGGCCAACGCUCUAAGCACUUGAGAUACGAGGCCCGGGUCAAUAUGAAUUAUUCAAAAUCUGCCAAAACAUCAAUGAAUUACGUGAGCCUCGUAGUCAUCUGGUGGAUUCUAGGGGAAUUACUUAGGAAAUCCUGCUUGGGCAGUCAACUUACUGUAUUAGAUUUCGUGGAUUCCAGACGUUGCAGUAGGUUGGGCGGGUAACUUGACUCAGAUGUGAUUAAACUCGCGUCGUCCGGCGGGGCCUCGCAGCUCAGGUGGUUAGAGCGUUGGCUGUACUAAAGCCUUCUCCUUACUGCGUGGGUUCGAAUCAGACCAUGGCGCUGAGUUUUUCACAGUUGGGUCAAUAUGAAUGAAAUACUCAAUGAUCAACUGAACUCGGGCUCAUGUCUCAGGCUCUAAAAUUACAUUCUCUGGAACACUUUUCACCAGAGAAGGAAGUUUACCCUUAUCCACUCUAAGGGAUUAGGAACUGGCGUAUAUUUUAUAAGUCAUGAGUUACUAGCAACAAAAUCUAUCCUUUCAGAGAGCAUUUUGCUGUAAUCAUCUUUCACUGCGGUGUAGUAAUUUGAGCCGAUAUAUCGGGCAUUUUUUGCCACUUAUUUUGGCUUAUCCGUAAGAUAAUCUAAUAAGAACUGCCUUUCACCACUGUCUCUCAAAAGAAAUUUAAAAUUUACUAAUUAAAAAGAGAUUAAAGAUCGCUACACUCGGAUAUGCUGACAAUAAGAUUAUUUUAUCUCCUCAAAGCUGAUCCACUUUCACACUACAAUUUAUGCUUUGCCUCUAAUCCUAGCUAUCGAAAUCAGGAAACCCUACGAACUCGAAUUAGGAGACAGUAUAGCGGUCGAUUGCUUUGGCUACCCUUCGGUUGCAAAUGAACAACUGCAAUGGACUUUUGAGGGGAUCAACGAGACCACCACUUCCUUUGUUAUCCAGCCUGAUGUUUCUAAUGCCUCGGUAACGGAAUUUCAUGAUCAUUUACCUUAACAUUAUGCGAUCAUCUUUAUGCCAAAGCAUUACUUCUAACUAUCUUUAUAUCCUCAUUCCUUUCGCCGUAAAACCCCCAAAAGCGAAUUUCUCGUGUCAAUCAAGGUUCAUGUAUUCAGUGUAUUUCUUUGGUUGAUGAUUAUGUUCUGUAUUUCAGCUAACUUGGAAAACGUGAGAGGUCAGCCAAAGGGCACUGCAAACCGACAAACCAGUCAGAUCUUAUUUAGAACUAAUUAUAAUAUAUUGCAGUCGCUGCUCAUAAUCCUUUGCCUAGUUUAAUUCGGGCGCUAUUCAGUAAUUAAACAAUCGCAGCUAAAUUGUACUCAUCCGACACGUGACAACGUAUAAAAUUGUCUCAUAGAGGCUUAGCAGCAUUUGGCUUGAGAAAGCAACGCGUUUGCAUGUCACCCUAUGAUUCCAUCUAGGUGACCUUACUAGUCACUUUGAUUUGGCUCCCUAACGGCCCUGCUAGCACAUGACCUCGUCCUGACACUAGAACCAGGCGAAGAAUGGAGUGGGGUUAUGGACGAGGCUGACGGAUGGUUCGUCAUUUUACACAACUGAUCAGUAGUACUGCAAUUUUCGCCGUAUAGUUGGCGUUCGUCGUAUAGCCCACCGUGGAGGGAUAGUGCUACACGUGACUUACUUACCAUUAUUUAUUUUGGAAGACGGGAGUGAACGGGGUCACCUGUUGAAAUCUCAGAGUUUGGCCCUGUCGUAUGUAAGUAAGCGGGCGGUAUUAAACGGAGGAGCCACUUUGACCUCUGGUAACAAAGACCAGGAGGUAUUUUGCUUGCAUGAUUUUUCUGCAUGAUAAUCUUUACACUGGGAGUGUCCACGCUAUUUGUGCUAUGAAAACUUGCAGUGUUAUCAGACACCUUGGUUGAACCCGGAAACGCGGUCCUGUCUGUCCAGCAAAUCAUCUCUUUUGCACUAUUAUCGAUUUCAGUAGGCGUAGUGCUGCUUGUGGAUAAUUUUAAUUUGAGGUGCUCCACUGGCAGCUGCGAUCAUGACCCACAAUUACGCUGGGGUUAGGGUUUAGGGUUAAGGCUUAUGUUGGAGGUGGGACAAGGGCUUAGUGACGGGUUUUAUGUUUUAGGGAUAGGACUUAGGGCUUAAGUGUAGGGUAAGUGUUAAGAGUUGUGGUUUAGGGCUGGGGUCUAUGUAAGUCAGCACCCACUUUCUACAACUUUCAUCAGUGGCUUAGGUCUGAUUGACCACACUCUUGGAUGGUUCCGUUUCGAUGACGGGUCAGUUACCAUUAUUCCUGGUGGAAUUGGUUUCUACUGGUUACCUGCGGCAAAAUUUUGUAGUACGCUGAAAUCCAAUGCCCAUUAAAAUAAACUAGCACAUUUGCCUACAAUGCUUCCGUUUUCUCCACGGUUUUCGUAGUCUCCGCUCUCUUUCAACAGCCCCCCCCCCCUGAAACCCGUGUUACCACGGUCCUCGUAUUCGACGCACCUGGGCUCCUCCAUUUCCUACUAUGACCACGUUUCCGAGUCUUGCCAAGAGCUGUUCUAGAAGUGAAAACACCUGGACGUGGGUCAUGGUUCAGUCUAUCCCCGUUUGACAACACCCACAGGAUGGAGUCAUGUGGUAACUGGGUCAGGCAAAAGGACCGCUAUAGUCGCCUUUGACUUAUUCGCCGCUCUAUCCAACCCUGACUCAAUCUCUCGUGGUAUGCGAACCAAAUCAAGCACCGAGAUAGCACGUAAAGGUCAUAGCUGCUAGUAUCAUAGUCACAGUACUGAUCCAGGUAUAUGCUUUAGAAGUACCCGUCUUACUGUCUUUGCGGGAUAUUGCGUCGUUAACUGCAGCAGUCCCCAUUUGCCUGCCCAGAAUGUUUCGUCCUGCAGUAGUCGACUUGCCAACAGCCAUUUAUCGGGCGCUAUUAAUUAUCUACUGUUAGUAUUCGGUCUAGCUGUUGAUUUUCACUACAUUUCAGAGUGUAAAGGACCUGCGUAACUGCUUCUCUAUCGGCAUGAACAGCGCAGCCAAAUGGCCUGAGCAUCAAACAGACGAUAAAGACGCCUAUAAACCGGACCAUCUUCGAAUACAUGUAUAUACCGACAGAUCCUGUUUAGAAGCUGAGGGAAGACUUACGUGCCGGUAUUCUGGUGAGAGCGAUGGUCACUCAGCGACCAAAUCAAAACUUCAGAGUGGGAUAAACAAGGAGCGGGCGGUCGCUGCAGUUCUUCUGAAGGAAAUACGAGGCAAGUUCCCUUCAAAUUAGCAGACUUAAAUAGCCCAAGAAUGUAUUUAGAACCUCCUGAAGACGCAUUUUUAUUUUCACUUGUCUUUUGCUUUUCUCAAAUAAUGAAAAACAGUCUGGCAUAUUCAUGCACGAUAAAGCAACUAAGUGUUUUCAAGGAUACAGCCCGACCGUCAAGCCCCCAUUUAAUACAAUUCACGUAUAACAUGUGCAUGAACACCAGCGAACUAAACAGAUUGUGGUCAGCUAUGAAGAGUUCUGACUGACUCAUGGGUUGGUGUCUGUUGUCUACGGGUGUAAUGUCAUCAACGGUCGUUAAGUAGAUACAAUUCAGAUCCUAAGUAGUGGGAUGCUUGCUGGAAGUUGUUUUCGCAACUUUUGGGGGUCAAGUAUCCGUCUAUGCUUCCAGCUUGUUCGAAGUAUAAAAAAGUAAUUGGUCGUUAGCUGAAUGCAGAACAAAAGAACCUCUUGGCAGAUGCAAUUAUAGUUCAUAGUUUAAUUUAUAGGUUUUUUUCGUAAAACGUUUUUUUUCUACCGUCAGACGGCCUCUUACUUUGGUACCCCUUCUGAGAUAUGUUUAUCCUAUUUUGACCACAUAAGUAAAUACCUAAGUUUGAAAAGCCCUAUCCCGAGACUGAAGUCAAACCAUUCGAAACUCCCAUUUCAGGCGUCCACAAACAGAAUUCCACUUCUCCAAAAAGACAAUCAGAGGAUGGAGAAAAAUCGCAUGAAGAAGAAGGUAAAAUGAAAACGAUAUUUCUUCACUUAUUUGAUGAUAUGUCCCUGGAAAAAAUAGCCUCUUAACUAACCGUGUUUAAAUACGUUCUUGACGAAAGUUAAGUCAUUUGUCCAUGGACGAAUCCGCCUAAUUUAAGUGAUCAUAAAUAUGAAACCGCUAUGUUAGAAGAGUCCAUACCUUCAUGUUCUUGAAUAAAUAGUAAAAUUUUCUUUAUUAGCAAGGUUACAAUUCGGGGUAUCGGGACUUCCCCUUGCUUCUAAUUCAGUGUCCUCGAUCUCUCGAAAAGUACCAAAUUCAUUUAAAUAUCAAUUUGCAAUAGUAUCAACGAGCGUAUCCGUUUGUUGGACUUAGGUAGAAUGUUGAGGAAGUAGACAUUAUUAAAAAGGGCCCAGAUCUAAUUGCCAGAGCCCAUCUGCAUUCGUAGCUCUGAUCUAUUUUUCUCCACUCUGUCAACAGGAAGUACAAUAUCGUUAGAAGUCUCCCCCAUCACUGCCAACCGACCAGAGGAUACAGAGGGUGAAAUUCGAGGAAGUGCUGGCGAAUUUAUUAAACAGAGGACCUCAGACUCCGUCCGCAUAAAUCCCUACAUCUUUUUCUCCUUAUUUCUCACGGUAGCUCUCAGACGCAGCCUUGUCCAAGACUACUUUGUUCUUGUCUAA